AUGGGGAAAUGGGAGGUGAAACACUGGCGGUUCACCAAGCGGAGCAGCUCCCAGUGUUCAUGCACGUUGGCACCACUUGGCACGGAUGGCGAAAGUUUAGAAAUUAAACUAGGCUGCUCUUAUGUUAGUCAACCAAAAUUGAGUAGAAUGUACCAUGGCUAAAGCAGUAUGGCUUUCUCUAUAAAACGCAUUGACAUUGUUCACUAACCUAAUGUUAAAGGGAUUCUUCGGGAUUUUGGCAAUGAAGCCAUGUAUCUACUUCCCCAGGGUCAGAUGAACUCGUGGAUACCAUUUUUAUGUCUCUGGGUGCAGUUUGAAGGAAGUUGCUAACCAGCGUUCGCGCAAUUGCUAACUAGCGCAAUGACUGCAUGCUAGUAGAUACCAUAGACUUCCAGUAAUUGCGCUAAUGCUAGUAAGCAAUUUCGCUAACACUAGUUAGCAACUUCCUUUUUACUGGAUGCAGAGACAUAAAUAUGAAGUAUCCCUUUAACUUAAUUAGCCAGCAUAGAGCAAGUCCCCGUCACCACAGCCGCGAAGUCAAUAUUUUUUUGGGGGGGUUAGCUUUUUGCAUAGGAUUUAGGGUUAGGCAUAAGGUUAGCAGUGUGAUUAAGGUUAACGUUUUUAAAAUAAAAUUUUAAGAAGAGAAAUUGUAGAAGUAGGCAGGGUUUAUGACUUUGUGGCUGUGGUAACUAGUGACAACCAUCAUGGGUGCCUGACUUUGUCUGAAAGUGGAGGUGCAAAAGCUUGGGGGGGGGGGGUCUUUACUUUUUUGGGCCGCUGUUUGAAGUGCUGUCACCAUGAACGUUUUUUCUAUUAACUUGUUUUAGCAGAAUACAUAUUUGAUGCAAAGAGGGUAGAAAUCGUCAAUUUGGUUGAUGUGGCGCAGUGGUCUAAGGCACUGCAUCGCAGUGCUAACUGUGCCACUAGAGAUCCUGGUUCGAAUCCAGGCUCUGUCGCAGCCGGCCGCGACCGGGAGACUCAUGGGCGGCGCACAAUUGGCCCAGCGUCGUCCAGGGUAGGGGAGGGAAUGGCCGGCAGGGAUGUAGCUCAGUUGAUAGAGCAUGGCGUUUGCAACGCCAGGGUUGUGGGUUCGUUUCCCACGGGGGGCCAGUAUAAAAAAAUAUGUAUUCACUAACUGUAAGUCGCUCUGGAUAAGAGCGUCUGCUAAAUGACUAAAAUGUAAAUGUAAAUGUUACUUACCAAGCCAAGCAGACAGACCCGGCGUCAGGAUAAAGUGACAAAGGGGCAGUUGAAAUCGGUUAGGGGGCACAAUUUUGGGGGAAUUGGAAUUAUAUUAAAUUCUGCUAAUUUCAUGCUAUACCACAAACAUAAAGUUAAAAUGCUGAAACUCCGAGACCAUUGGCUUAGAAUACCGACACAACUGCGAAUGCGAACGAAUGAAUGCGAACAGAACAAAACAGUGGUAGGCCUACUAUAGGCUAUUUAUGCUACUUACAUUAACAGUAAACAAACGCAGUAAACAAAAGGCAAAUGGAAUUUACCAAAACAUAGCCUACUAAAGUGAGAUGCAGCCAUGCACAGCGGUCUUAUCAAUAGGCCUAUAGGCCCACUUCAAACAUGGAAAAUUAUGCAGCUCAUGAGUUCAUCAAAUUCGACCCACCCACAUAAUCAAUUAAGCAUUGCUGGCCUACCAUUAACACAUUUCCAGUACGUACAUUUCUCAUUUACAAUCACGAAAAGCAAUGCGCUACCAAGAAGCAGUAGCAUGAUGAAACAUGUAGCUAUACCCAGGGGCGUCAUGUGGGUUCUUGCAUUGGAAUUAUAUUUAAUUCUGCUUAUAUCACGCUAUACAACAAUAAACAUAAGUUCAAAUGCCGAGAUCGUUGAAUGCUUUUGACCACACUAAGCAAGGCCGAUUUGGCAAUGAAAACAGGCUGGCUAAAGAAGUCAUUUUGCCAUUCCAUACCCUAGGUUUUUGCUGAAAAUGACGCCUCUGACCACCAAGAUUUUGAACAAACACAACCAGUUAGAUCGUUUCUUACCAAAUCAAAUUGUAUUUGCCACAUGCGCCGAAUACAACAGGUGUAGACCGUACAGUGAAAUGUUUACUUACAAGCCCUUAACCAACAAUGCAGUUUUAAGAAUAAAUUGUUUAAAAAAUAUAUUAAAGAGCAGCAGUAAAAUGGCAGUAGAGAGGCUAUAUACAGGGGGUACCGGUACAGAGUCAAUGUGCGGUGGCACAGGGUAAUUGAGGUAAUAUGUACAUGUGGGUAGAGUUAAAGUGACAUAGAUAAUAAACAGAGAGUAGCAGCAGCGUAAAAGAGGGGGUGGGGGAGACAAUGCAAAUAGUCUGGGUAGCCUUGAUUAGCUGUUCAGGAGUCUUAUGUCUUGGGGGUAGAAGCUGUUAAUAAGCCUUUUGGACCUAGACUUGGUGCUCCGGUACCGCUUGCCGUGCGGUAGCAGAGAGAACAGUCUAUGACUAGGGCCUUCCUCUGACACCGCCUGGUAUAGAGGUCCUGGAUGGCAGGAUGCUUGGCCCCAGUGAUGUACUGGGCCGUACGCACUACCCUCUGUAGUGCCUUGCGGUCGGAGGCCGAGCAGUUGCCAUACCAGGUAGUGAUGCAACCAGUCAGGAUGCUCUCGAUGGUGCAGCUGUAGAACUUUUUGAGGAUCUGAGGACCCAUGCCAAAUCUUUUCAGUCUCCUGAGGGGGAAUAGGCUUUGUCGGGCCCUCUUCACGACUGUCUUGGUGUGUUUGGACCAUGAUAGUUUGUUGGUGAUGUGGACACCAAGAAACUUGAAGCUCUCAACCUGUUCCACUACAGUCCUGUCGAUGAGAAUGGGGGCGUGCUCAGUCCUCUUUUUUUUUUUUCCUGUAGUCCACAAUCAUCUCCUUUGUCUUGCUCACGUUGAGGGAGAGGUUGUUAUCCUGGCACCACACGGCCAGGUCUCUGACCUCCUCCCUAUAGACUGUCUCAUCAUUGUCGGUGAUCAGGCCUGCCACUGUUGUGUCGUCGGCAAACUUAAUGAUAGUGUUGGAGUCGUGCCUGGCCAUGCAGUCAUGGGUGAACAGGGAGUACAGGAGGGAACUGAGCACACAUUGAGGGGCCCCCAUGUUGAGAAUCAGCGUGGCAUAUGUGUUGUUACCUACCCUUACCACCUGGGGGCGGCCCGUCAGGAAGUCCAGGAUCCAGUUGCAGAGGGAGGUGUUUAGUCCCAGGGUCCUUAGCUUAGUGAUGAGCUUUGAGGGCACUAUGGUGUUGAACGCUGAGCUGUAGUCAAUGAAUAGCAUUCUCACGUAGGUGUUUCUCUUGUCCAGGUGGGAAAGGGCAGUGUGGAGUGCAAUAGAGAUUGCAUCAUCUGUGGAUCUGUAGGGACGAUAUGCAAAUUGGAGUGGGUCUAGGGUUUCUGGGAUAAUGGUGUUUGUGAGCCAUGACCAGCCUUUCAAAGCACUUCAUGGCUACAGACGUCAGUGCUACGGGUCGGUAGUCAUUUAGACAGGUUAUCUUAGUGUACUUGGGCACCGGGACUAUGGUGAUCUGCUUGAAACAUGUUGGUAUUACAGACUCAGUCAGGGACAUGUUGAAAAUGUCAGUGAAGACACUUGCCAGUUGGUCAGCGCAUGCUCGGAGUACACGUCCUGGUAAUCCGUCUGGCCCUGCGGCCUUGUGAAUGUAGGGCGAGGGAGAGCUUUGUACGCGUCUCUGUGUGUGGAGUAAAGGUGGUCUAAAGUUGUUGUUUUUUUCCUCUGGUUGCACUUUUAACAUGCUGGUAGAAAUUAGGUAGAAUGGAUUUAAGUUACCAUGCAUUAAAGUCCCCGGCCACUAGGGGCACUGCCUCGAUGUGCGUUUUCCUGUUUGCUUAUGGCCUUAUACAGCUCAUUGAGUGCAGUCUUAGUGCCAGCAUCGGCUUACUCGCUCGCUGUCGGAUCCUUACAAAGCACCCCGACCAACGUCCACGAUAUCUCCGUCUCUUUCUCAUGCGAGUGACGGGAAUUUGGGCCUUGUCGGGUGUCUGUAGAAUAUCCUUCGCGUCCGACUCGUUGAAGAAAAAAUCUUCGUCCAGUACGGGGUGAGUAAUCGCUGUCCUUAUAUCCAGAAGCUCUUUUUGGUGGCAGAAACAUUAUGUACAGAAUAAAUUACAAAUAACGCGAAAAAACACAUACAAUCGCACAAUUGGUUAGGGGUCCGUAAAACGGCAGCCAUCUCCUCCGGCGCCAUUUUCUUCAAUCAGAAGAGUUGCAGCCUCCUUCAUGCUCUGUUGAACUUCCUGAGUAAUAGAUCAUUCUCCCUGAAAUCUUCUUGUAAGAUCCCCCUUAAAUGCCAGUUGGAUUAGUUGACCUUUUCUUGGGUUCAGUCUGUGCUGACUGAACACGUUUGUCCAAGAGGAAGAUGAGUUCUUGCUGGCUAUCAUUAACAAGUGUUGACACCUCAGUCUGUUCCCAUGGCACUUAGAUUUUAUUUAUUUUUUGCAGUGUAUUUCAAAUGCUCCUUGCUUGAUGUGAUCCUUGCUAAUACAUAAUCCUUUGGUUCUAUCAAUAGCAUGCUUCCAGUUACAGUGCCUUCAGAAAGUACCCCAUCAUGUCAAAGUGGAAUUUUUACAAAUUAAUAAAAAAUGAAAUGCUUAAAUGUCUUCAGUCUAAGUAUUCAACACCUUUUUGUUAUGGCAAGCCUAAAUAAGUUCAGGAGUAAAAAUGUGUUUAACAAGUCACAAAAUAAGUUGCAUGGACUCGCUCUGUGUGCAAUAAUAAUAGUGUUUAACAUGACUUUUGAAUGACUACCUCAUCUUUGUACCCCACACGUACAAUUAUCUGUAAGGUCCCUCAGUCGAGCAGUACAUUUCAAACAGAUUCAACCACAAAAACCAGGGAGGUUUUCCAAUGCCUCGCAAAGAAGGGCACCUAUUGGUAGAUGGGUAAAAAAAAAAAGCAGGCAUUGAAUAUCCCUUUGAGCAUGGUGAAGUUAUUAAUUACACUUUGGAUGGUGUAUAAAUACACCCAGUCACUUCAAAGAUACAGACGUCCUUCCUAACUCAGUUGCCGCAGAGGAAGGAAACCACUCAGGGAUUUCACCAUAAGGGCAAUGGUGACUUUAAAACAGUUAGUUUAAUGGCUGUGAUAGGAGAAAACUGAGGAUGGAUCAACAACAUUAGUUACUCCACAAUAUUAAUCUAAUUGACAGAGUGAAAGAAGGAAGCCUGUUCAGAAUACAAAUAUUCCGAAACAUGCAUCUGUUCGCAACAGUAAUACUGCAAAAAAUGUGGCAAAGCAAUUCACUUUUUGUCCUGAAUACAAAGUUUUAUGUUUGUGGAAAAUCUAAUACAACGCAUUACUGAGUACGAUUCUACAAUAUUUCAAGCAUAGUGGUGGCUGCAUCUUGUUAUGCAGAGUUUUUCAGAACAAAAAAGAAACGGAAUGGAACUAAGCACAGACAAAUUCCUAGUGGAAAACCUGGUUCAAUCUGCUUUCCAACAGUCACUGGGAGAUGAAUUCACCUUUCAGCAGGAUAAUAACCUAAAACACAAGGUCAAAUCUACACUGGAAUUUGUUACCAAGAAGACCGUGAAAGUUCCUGAGUGGCCGAGUUACAGUUUUGACUUAUCUGCUUGAUCAUCUAUGGAAAGACCUGAAAAUGGUUGUCUAGCAAUGAUUAACAACCAAUUUGACAAAGCUUGAACAAUUUUGAAAAGAAUAAUGGGCAAAUGUUGCGCAAUCCAGGUGUGAAAACUCUUAGAUUUACCCAGAAAGACUCACAGCUGUAAUCGCUGCCAAAUGUGAUUUAUAACAUGUUUUGACCCAGGGAGUUGAAUAUUUAUCUAAUCAAGAUAUAUUAGUGUUUUGUUUUAUUAUUUUAUCUCACAAAUGUUCGAAUUUUUCUUCCACUUUGACAGAGUAUUUUGUGUAGAUUGUUGACAUAAAAUGACAAUUAAAUGGUAUGGCAAAGUGGGUUGUGGGGAAGUUGAAUCUCACCUUCUGCAUUUCUACACAGUUAAAAAAAACUAAAAUGAUAUUUGGAGAACAGCAAAAACAAACAAAAAUGACCCCACACAUUUAGUUAUCACCACGAUAUAAGAUUUAAAGGUCUGUGGAACGGCAUAUACAAUGUCAACCGGUACUAAAACAUAUAAUAAAUUGACUCAUUUACUUUUGGAACAGUAAAACGUUCAGUGAAACUUCAAAUGCUGACAUCCAUAGCUAUUUUUUCACCAUAAAAUUGCACCUUUAUAAUAAAAGAUUACAUGCAUCUAUCAUCGCAUUUGCAGACUAAUGUAAUAUAGGCUACUAUUCCUAAUGUGAUGAGUAUAUUGCAUAGUCAUAAUUUAGGCUACUAAUUUAACUCAAUCACUGUUAGCAAGACACAGUUCUGAACAAUGCCUUCCUUAGCACGUAGGGACAGAGUAUUCUGCAUUGCUUGCUGUUUGGGGUUUUAGGCUGGGUUUCUGUAUAGCACUUUGUGACAUCUGCUGAUGUAAAAAGGGCUUUAUAAAUACAUUUGAUUGAUUGAGUAGGCCUAAUCAGAGACCGUUCUACUCCUUUCAUUGCAUGGGAAAAAUGUGGCAUUUUAUAAACACAUUUCAUGCAAUUCUAAUACACUAUGACUGGAAACAUAAGCAACAAACUCACCGGCCAGUUUAUGAGGUUCAACCAAAUGGAUUGCUCCUACAGAUAGUGAGUCACAUGGCCAUGGCUUGCUAUAUAAAACAGGCAGACAGGCAUCGAGGCAUUCAGUUACUGUACGAUUGAACGUUCGAAUGGGUAAAACUAGUGACCUAAGCGACUUUGAGCGUGGUAUGAUCGUCGGUGCCAGGUGUACAGUUUCUCAGAAACAACCAGGCUUUUCAUGCACGAUAGUGUCUAGGGUUUACCGAGAAUGGUGCGACAAACAAACAAAUAUCCAGUCAGCGACAGUCCUGUUGGAGAAAACGGCUAGUUGAUGAGAGAGGUCAAAGGGGAAUGGCAAGAAUUGUGCAAGCUAACAGGCGGGCCACAAACAGACAAAUAACGGCGCAGAACGGCAUCUCGGAACACGUCAAUCAUUGUCACGGAUGGACUAUUGCAGCAGACGACCACACUGGGUUCCACUUCUAUCAGCUAAAAACAAGAAUAGCGGCUCCAGUGGGCACGCGAUUACCAACACUGAACAGUUGUGCGGGAAAAACAUUGCCUGGUCAUGCUGAUGGCAGUGUAAGGAUUUGGCGUAAGCAGCAUGAGUCCAUGGACCCAUCCUGCCUGGUGUCAACAGUACAGGCUGGUGGUGUACUGGUGUGAGGAAUGAUGUUUUCCUGUCACACGUUAGGUCACUUGAUGCCAAUUUAGCUACGAUUGAAUGCCACAGUGUAUCUGAACAUUGUUGCUGACCAAACCCAAUAGAGCAUCUUUGGGAUGAGAUGGAAUGUGCCGUCCAAUCUGCAGCAACUCCAUUAAGCCGUCGCGUCAGCAUGGAUCAACAUCCCUGUGGAACAUUUCUGACACCUUGUAGCAUCCAUGCUCCGAAGAAUUCAGGCUGUUCUGGAGGCAAAGGGGGGUCCGACCCGGUACUAGAUGAGUUUAUUUUUAUCUUUAUACAACAAGUUAGUAGCCUACUCUGCUGACACUGACAAACAGAUCAGUAAAAACGACUUUGUAUUAAAUGCAACCAUCUAAUCUAGGCCUGCGAAAAGGAGAAACACACAUUUUACAAUACAUCCAUCUAACCUGAAGGAGGACAUUAUUGUCCCCAAAAAAACGUUAUAGUGGUACUGAUUUGAAUGAUAAAGACAGUGAAUAUGUGCACACUCACAGGGGAUAUGGCUCUCCGCUGGUGCCAGUAAUAUAGGUCAAUUGGGAGUUGAACAAUUUGAUAACUAUAGACAGGUUAGUCUUUUCUUUGUCUUUUCUUUUCAGCAAUAGCCAUUUACUUUCUAAACUAUUUUAGUCCUACGAUUGUACACUGCUCAAAAAAACAAAGGGAACACUUAAACAACACAAUGUAACUCCAACUCAAUCACACUUCUGUGAAAUCAAACUGUCCACUUAGGAAGCAACACUGAAUGACAAUACAUUUCACAUGCUGUUGUGCAAAUGGAAUAGACAACAGGUGGAAAUUAUAGGCAAUUAGCAAGACACCCCCAAUAUAGGACUGGUUUUGCAGGUGGUGACCACAGACCACUUCUCAGUUCCUACGCUUCCUGGCUGAUGUUUUGGUCACUUUUGAAUGCUGGCGGUGCUUUCACUCUAGUGGUAGCAUGAGACGGAGUCUACAACCCACACAAGUGGCUCAGGUAGUGCAGCUCAUCCAGGAUGGCACAUCAAUGCGAGCUGUGGCAAGAAGGUUUGCUGUGUCUGUCAGCGUAGUGUCCAGAGCAUGGAGGCGCUACCAGGAGACAGGCCAGUACAUCAGGAGACGUGGAGGAGGCCGUAGGAGGGCAACAACCCAACAGCAGGACUGCUACCUCCGCCUUUGUGCAAGGAGGAGCAGGAGGAGCACUGCCAGAGCCCUGCAAAAUGACCUCCAGCAGGCCACAAAUGUGCUUGUGUCUGCUCAAACGGUCAGAAACAGACUCCAUGAGGGUGGUAUGAGGGCCCGACGUCCACAGGUGGGGGUUGUGCUUACAGCCCAACACCGUGCAGGACAUUUGGCAUUUGCCAGAGAACACCAAGAUUGGCAAAUUCGCCACUGGCGCCCUGUGCUCUUCACAGAUGAAAGCAGGUUCACACUGUGCACGUGACAGACGUGACAGAGUCUGGAGACGCCGUGGAGAACGUUCUGCUGCCUACAACAUCCUCCAGCAUGACCGGUUUGGCGGUGGGUCAGUCAUGGUGUGGGGUGGCAUUUCUUUGGGGGGCCGCACAGCCCUCCAUGUGCUCGCCAGAGGUAGCCUGGCUGCCAUUAGGUUCCAAGAUGAGAUCCUCAGACCCCUUGUGAGACCAUAUGCUGGUGUGGUUGGCCCUGGGUUCCUCCUAAUGCAAGACAAUGCUAGACCUCAUGUGGCUGGAGUGUGUCAGCAGUUCCUGCAAGAGGAAGGCAUUGAUGCUAUGGACUGGCCCGCCCGUUCCCCAGACCUGAAUCCAAUUGAGCACAUCUGGGACAUCAUGUCUCGCUCCAUCCACCAACGCCACGUUGCACCACAGACUGUCCAGGAGUUGGCGGAUGCUUUAGUCCAGGUCUGGGAGGAGAUCCCUCAGGAGACCAUCCGCCACCUCAUCAGGAGCAUGCCCAGGCGUUGUAGGGAGGUCAUACAGGCACGUGGAGGCCACACACACUACUGAGCCUCAUUUUGACUUGUUUUAAGGACAUUACAUCAAAGUUGGAUCAGCCUGUAGUGUGGUUUUCCACUUUAAUUUUGAGGGUGACUCCAAAUCCAGACCUCCAUGGGUUGAUAAAUUUGAUUUCCAUUGAUAAUUUUUGUGUGAAUUUGUUGUCAGCACAUUCAACUAUGUAAAGAAAAAAGGAUUUAAUAAGAUUAUUUCAUUCAUUCAGAUCUAGGAUGUGUUAUGUUAGUGUUCCCUUUAUUUUUUUAAGCAGUGUAUUUAGAAAUUUUGCUAUAGGCCUAUUUAACUGCUUUUCACUCACCGCUGCAACUCAACAAUCAGCUAUUUGGUUGGCUAUUUGCCGGACGCGCUGCCCAAAUUGCGAUCCUAAAACAAUCCACAGCUAAUUUUUAAAAGAAUCUAAUGAUCCUCUGUGGCCAAAUCAUGCUCUCUGGGUAAGUAUUUUGAAUUAUUUAUAUUUAUGUAUAGGCACGAGUAAUUAAUAGCUAAUUUUGGCAAAUUCAAUUUACCCCUAGCCUAUGCCGACAUCAAUGUGAAAGUAACCGGUCCAUAAAACAGUUGGCCAUGAGGCUUACGAGGCCAAGUUCAAAUGCCGACAUCAAAUUCAAAGCAAUCGGCGCACUACCUAAACGGCUGACUGGCAAAGCAAACUUUGUCUCUGCUCUUUUGUGAGAGAAAGUGGUGCAGGCAGGCAGCUUCUCCCCAAGCGAUGCUCAGCAUGGUCCUAAAGCCAGCCAUUCAAUAUGCUAAACAGCUGUUGGAUUUUAAUCGGGAUUGGAAUGAUUUUAUUCUACUUUUUUGUUUCUGCAUUUUUGGUCUUGAGCUAGGGUAUGUAACUCUGCUCAAACAUUAUAACAAAAGCAAUGGGCAUGUGCCCUGAAUGCCCGUUUUUUAAAAUUGUAUAUUCUCCCUGACUCUAGCUUUUAUUUGAUUGUUAGUUGUCAGUGGUAUUAUAAAAUAUAUAUAUAUAUAUACAGUUGAAGUCGGAAGUUUACAUACACUUGAGUCAUUAACUUGUUUUUCAACCACUCCACAAGUUUCUUGUUAACAAACUAAUGUUUUGGCAAGUCGGUUAGGACAUCUACUUUGUGCAUGACACAAGUACUUUUUCCAACAAUUGUUUACAGACUGAUUAUUUCACUUAUAAUUCACUGUAUCACAAUUCCAGUGGGUCAGAAGUUUACAUACACUAAGUUGACUGUGCCUUUAAACAGCUUGGAAAAUUCCAGAAUAUGAUGGCUUUAGAAGCUUCUGAUAGGCUAAUUGACAUAAUUUGAGUCAAUUGGAGUUGUACCUGUGGAUGUAUUUCAAGGCCUACCUUGAAAACUCAGUGCCUCUUUGCUUGACAUCAUGGAGAAAAAAAAAGAAAAAAAAAUUGUAGACCCCCACAAGUCUGGUUCAUCCUUGGGAGCAAUUUCCAAACGCCUGAAGGUACCACGUUCAUCUGUACAAACAAUAGGACGCAAGUAUGAACACCAUGGGACCACGCAGCCGUCAUACCGCUCAGGAAGGAGACGCGUUCUGUCUCCUAGAGAUUAACGUACUUUGGUGCGAAAAGUGCAAAUCAAUCCCAGAACAACAGCAAAGGACCUUGUGAAGAUGCUGGAGGAAACGGGUACAACGUAUCUAUAUCCACACUAAAACGAGUCCUAUAUCGACAUAACCUGAAAGGCCGCUCAGCAAGGAAGAAGCCACUGCUCCAAAACCACCAUAAAAAACGCAGAAGAACACCAUCCCAACUUUGAAGCACGGGGGUGGCAGCAUCAUGCUGUGGGGGUGCUUUGCUGCAGGAGGGACUGGUGCACUUCACAAAAUAGAUGGCAUCAUGUGGAAGGAAAAUAAUGUGGAUAUAUUGAAGCAACAUCUCAAGACAUCAGUCAGGAAGUUAAAGCUUGGUCGCAAAUGGGUCUUCCAAAUGGACAAUGACCCCAAGCAUACUUCCAAAGUUGUGGCAAAAUGGCUUAAGGACAACAAAGUCAAGGUAUUGGAGUGGCCAUCACAAAGCCCUGACCUCAAUCCUAUAGAACAUUUGUGGGCAGAACUGAAAAGGUGUGUGCGAGCAAGGAGGCCUACAAACCUGACUCAGUUACACCAGCUCUGUCAGGAGGAAUGGGCCAAAAUUCACCCAACUUAUUGUGGGAAGCUAGUGGAAGGCUACCUGAAACAUUUUGAACCAAGUUAAACAAUUUAAAGGCAAUGCUACCAAAUACUAAUUGAGUGUAUGUAAACUUCUGACCCACUGGGAGUGUAAUGGAAUAAAUAAAGCUGAAAUAAAUCAUUCUCUCUACUAUUAUUCUGACAUUUCACAUUCUUAAAAUAAAGUGGUGAUCCUAACUGUCUGCAUGCUUUCUAUCUGGUUUUGGUGGUUUAAGUUGACACUGAAACAGUUUUUCCAUCCGGAAAAUUACCACUUAGACGGCCCACCUAAGAAUUUUCUAUGUAGAUAAAAAGCGCAAACCAGUUGGUAUGGCGUAUCGCUGCAGAAUGAUGUGGUAGCCAUGCUGGUUAAGUGUUUCUUGAAUUCUAAAUAAAUCACCAGCAGUGUCACCAGCAAAGCACCCCCACACCAUCCCACCACCUCCUCCAUGCUUCACGGUGGGAACCACACAUGCGGAGAUCAUCCAUUCACCUACUCUGCGUCUCACAAAGACAUGGCGGUUUGAACCAAGAAUCUCAAAUUUGGACUCAUCAGACCAAAGGACAGAUUUGUCCAUUGCUCGUGUUUCUUGGCCAAAGCAAGUCUCUUCUUAUUAUUGAUGUCCUUUUUGUAGUGGUUUCUUUGCAGCAAUUCGACCAUGAAGGCCUGAUCCACGCGGUAUCCUCUGAACAGUUGAUGUUGAUGUGUCUGUGACUUGAACUCUGUGAAGCAUUUAUUUGGGCUGCAAUUUCUGAGGCUGGUAACUCUAAUGAACUUAUCCUCUGCAGCAGAGGUAACUCUGGGUCUUCCUUUCCUGUGGUGGUCCUCAUGAGGGCCAGUUUCAUCAUAGCGCUUGAUGGUUUUUGCGACUGCACUUGAAGAAACUUUCACGGAGUGACUGACCUUCAUGUCUUAAAGUAAUGAUGGACUGUCGUUUCUCUUUGCUUAUUUGAGCUGUUCUUGCCAUAAUAUGGACUUGGUCUUUUACCAAAUAGGGCUAUCUUCUGUAUACCCCCCUAUUUACAUUUUACGUCAUUAAGCAGACGCUCUUAUCCAGAGCGACUUAGUUAGUGAGUGCAUACAUUAUUUUUUAUUUUUUCAUAUUGGCCCCCCAUGGGAAUCAAACCAACAACCCUGGCGUUGCAAACGCCAUGCUCUACCAACUAAGCUACAUCCCUGCCGGCCAUUCCCUCACCUACCCUGGACGACGCUGGGCCAAUUGUGCGCCGCCCCAUGGGUCUCCCGGUCGCGGCCGGCUACGACAGAGCCUGGAUUCGAACCAGGAUCUCUAGUGGCACAGCUAGCACUGCGAUGCAGUGCCUUAGACCAACAACACAACUGAUUGGCUCAAACGUAUUAAGAAGGAAAGAAAUUCCACAAAUUAACUUUUACAAUGCAUUCCAGGUGACUACCUCAUCAAGCUGGUUGAGAGAAUGCCAGGAGUGUGCAAAGCUGUCAUCAAGGCAAAGGGUGGCUACUUUGAAGAAUCUCAGAUAUAAAAUACAUUUUGAUUUGUUUAACACUUUUUUGGUUACUACAUGAUUCCAUGUGUGUUAUUUCAUAGUUUUGAUGUCUUCACUAUUAUUCUACAAUGUAGAAAAUGGUACAAAUAAAGAAAAACCCUUGAAUGAGUAGUUGUCCAAACUUUUGACUGGUACUGUAUAUUUUUUUUAAAUGCGCUCAUCUCAGUCAACUAAUCCAUUGCGGAGGCAUAGACUAAAAGCCAAUUUAUGCUUGAUCCGAAAUGUGGUCGGUGGCUCCAUAUGGAGGGUGUGACGCAAUUGCGGAGCCUCCGUAGGCAUGAUGAGGCCAAAUCGAGCUCCAUACCGCAUCUCCAUGCGCCUCCCAAGUGUUGUAACAAUGCGGAGGGCUCUGUAUAGCUCCGCAUUGACAUGAUCGGUUGACGGUAGGUGGGGCCGGUACAUCCUGUAUGAACACAAACUCACUUCCUUGACAACAUCUUUCACAACAGCUCUGCACUGCUCCGUGAAGCGCAAGAAGUAUGAAUGCCCUGACUUUUGCAGAGACCGUAUCACUGUAAAUGCUGCAUGGCCAAUGCAGACGUCGAAUUGACCAUGCAGCGCCCAGAUGCACAAUGCACUUCUCUCUCCAGAAUGCGCUCUCUCCCGCCAAUUUGUGCACGUUAAUUAUUUCAUAACUUCAUUGUGUGAAUUGUUUGCGUUUAAUUGUUAGUGUGUAUCAUUUCCCCAUUACAUACUGUAUUCGAUACCAUUCCACUAAUUUUGCUCCAGUCAUCUACAGUGGGGGAAAAAAGUAUUUAGUCAGCCACCAAUUGUGCAAGUUCUCCCACUUAAAAUGAUGAGAGGCCUGUAAUUUUCAUCAUAGGUACACGUCAACUAUGACAGACAAAUUGAGGGAAAAAAAUCCAGAAAAUCUCAUUGUAGGAUUUUUAAUGAAUUUAUUUGCAAAUUAUGGUGGAAAAUAAGUAUUUGGUCACCUACAAACAAGCAAGAUUUCUGGCUCUCACAGACCUGUAACUUCAUUACCUGUAUUAAUGGCACCUGUUUGAACUUGUUAUCAGUAUAAAAGACACCUGUCCACAACCUCAAACAGUCACACUCCAAACUCCACUAUGGCCAAGACCAAAGAGCUGUCAAAGGACACCAGAAACAAAAUUGUAGACCUGCACCAGGCUGGGAAGACUGAAUCUGCAAUAGGUAAGCAGCUUGGUUUGAAUAAAUCAACUGUGGGAGCAAUUAUUAGGAAAUGGAAGACAUACAAGACCACUGAUAAUCUCCCUCGAUCUGGGGCUCCACGCAAGAUCUCACCCCGUGGGGUCAAAAUGAUCACAAGAACGGUGAGCAAAAAUCCCAGAACCACACGGGGGGACCUAGUGAAUGACCUGCAGAGAGCUGGGACCAAAGUAACGAAGCCUACCAUCAGUAACACACUACGCCGCCAGGGACUCAAAUCCUGCAGUGCAAGACGUGUCCCCCUGCUUAAGCCAGUACAUGUCCAGGCCCGUCUGAAGUUUGCUAGAGUGCAUUUGGAUGAUCCAGAAGAGGAUUGGGAGAAUGUCAUAUGGUCAGAUGAAACCAAAAUAUAACUUUUUGGUAAAAACUCAACUCGUCGUGUUUGGAGGACAAAGAAUGGUGAGUUGCAUCCACAGAACACCAUACCUACUGUGAAGCAUGGGGGUGGAAACAUCAUGCUUUGGGGCUGUUUUUCUGCACAGGGACCAGGACGACUGAUCCGUGUAAAGGAAAGAAUGAAUGGGGCCAUGUAUCGUGAGAUUUUGAGUGAAAACCUCCUUCCAUCAGCAAGGGCAUUGAAGAUGAAACGUGGCUGGGUCUUUCAGCAUGACAAUGAUCCCAAACACACCGCCCGGGCAACGAAGGAGUGGCUUCGUAAGAGGCAUUUCAAGGUCCUGGAGUGGCCUAGCCAGUCUCCAGAUCUCAACCCCAUAGAAAAUCUUUGGAGGGAGUUGAAAGUCCGUGUUGCCCAGCGACAGCCCCAAAACAUCACUGCUCUAGAGGAGAUCUGCAUGGAGGAAUGGGCCAAAAUACCAGCAACAGUGUGUGAAAACCUUGUGAAGACUUACAGAAAACGUUUGACCUGUGUCAUUGCCAACAAAGGGUAUAUAACAAAGUAUUGAGAAACUUUUGUUAUUGACCAAAUACUUAUUUUCCACCAUAAUUUGCAAAUAAAUUCAUUAAAAAUACUACAAUGUGAUUUUCUGGAUUUUUUUUCCUCAUUUUGUCUGUCAUAGUUGACGUGUACCUAUUAUGAAAAUUACAGGCCUCUCUCAUCUUUUUAAGUGGGAGAACUUGCAGAAUUGGUGGCUGACUAAAUACUUUUUUCCCCACUGUAUACUAUCCCCCCUCUUCUCCCUCCCCGCUCACUCUGUUCUGUGGGUUCUAAUGGUGUGAUAUGCGCACAUCCAUAAUAACACUUGUCUCUACAUUUCUACCCUGCAGGUAUCCUGGAGACGAUUUGGGAUAAGCACAGUGUUACGGCUGCCACCCCCCCUCCCUCUCCCACCUCAGGAGAAAGCGGUGAGAAUGUGUGCUGUAAAUCAGGGGCCACUUUUCCUUCCAGAAAGUUGUUCACACCCUUCACGGAUCUGAUUUAGAUUGGAUAGACUGGCUGUAAGUAGGCGAUGCUACUGCUUUCACCCACCCAGUCAUCUCAGAUCUACAAGGGUAGUGAACAAUUGGGGAGGAGAGGAGACAACUGUGCUAAGUGUGUUUGUGAAGGUUGUAUGACAAUGUGUGUGUAUAUGAGAGAGGGAGCAGGACUGGGAGAGAUUAUGUUAACCCAGCCACUCAUUUGCCCUCGUCCCCCUUCCCUUUAAGCAGAGUUGCUGGGCAGUCUAUUGCAAGGCACCCAGUACUCCAAGCUGCUAUCCCAGCCCAUCCCAGCACUGGACAAUGACAGUGAACAGUUGUGCUCCCUAGCUCUGGAGUGUCUGGCCCAUCUAUUCAGCUGGAUCCCCCUUUCUACCAGCAUCACCCCUUCCCUCCUCGCUUCUAUCUUCCACUUUGCCCGUUUUGGCUGUGACCUGCGGGUCAAGCCCAAGGCCCCUUCCAUCUACUCGUCGUCCUCGUCCAAUGGUGAGCAUGCUCCCCCUACCAAUGGCGGAGGUCGGCCCGGGCAUCAGACGGGAGGAGGCAGCGGCGGGCAGGCGGACAGGUCGCGGCUGGGAGUGCUGGCCAUGACAUGCAUCAAUGAGCUGGUGUCCAAGAACUGUGUGCCGCUGGACUUUGAGGAGUACCUGCUGAGGAUGUUUCAGCAGACCUUCUUCCUGCUACAGAGGCUGACAAGGGAGAACAACGCGCAUACCGUCAAGAGCCAGCUGCAGGAACUAGACGAGAGGUAGGCCCACACAUGGAAUUAAAUAGAACACAUACGGUAUACAGUGCCUUCAGAAAGUAUUCACACCCCUUGACUUUUUCCACAUUUGUUGUUACAAAGUGGGAUUAAAAUGGAUUUAGUUGUCUUUUUUUUUUCAACGAUCUACACAAAAUACUCUGUCAAAGUGGAAGAAAGAUUCAAACAUUUUGUAAAUCUUCAUUGAAAAAGUAUUCAACCCCCCCCCCCCCCCCCCCCGAGUCAAUACAUGUUAGAAUCACAUUUGGCAGCGAUUACAGCUGUGAGUCUUUCUGGGUAAGUCUAAGAGCUUUCCACACCUGGAUUGUGCAACAUUUGCCCAUUUUAUUAUUUUCAACAUUCUUCAAGCUCUGUGAAAUUGGUUGUUGAUCAUUGCUAGACAACCAUUUUCAGGUCUUGCCAUAGAUUUUCAAGCAGAUUUAAGUCAAAACUGUAACUCGGCAACUGUCUUCUUGGUAAGCACCUCCAGUGUAGAUUUGGCCUUGUGUUUUAGGUUAUUAUCCUGCUGAAAGGUAAAUUAGUCUUCCAGUGUCUGGUGGAAAGCAGACUGAACCAGGUUUUCCUCUAGUGUGUUUGGCUCCAUUCCAUUGCUUUUUUUAUCCUGAAAAUCUCCCCAGUCCUUAACGAUUACAAGCAUACCCAUAACGCGACCGGGAGACCCAUGGGGCGGCGCACAAUUGGCCCAGCGUCGUCCAGGGUAGGGGAGGGAAUGGCCGACAGGGAUGUAGCUCAGUUGGUAGAGCAAACGCCAGGGUUGUGGGUUCGAUUCCCAAGGGGGGCCAGUAUGAAAAAUAAAAACUAAUGUAUGCACUCACUAACUGUAAGUCGCUCUGGAUAAGAGCGUCUGCUAAAUGACUAAAAAAAUUAAUAAAAUAAAAAAAAUGAUGCAGCCACCACUAUGCUUGAAAAUAUGGAGAGUGGUAGGUACUCAGGACAAAAUGUUAAUUGCUUUGCCACAUUUAUUGCAGUAUUACUUAAAUGCCUUGUUGCAAACAGGAUGCAUGUUUUGCAAUAUUGUUAUUCUGUACAGGCUCCUUAAUUUCACUCUGUCAAUUAGGUUAGUAUUGUGGAGUAAUGUAACUACAAUGUUGUUGAUCCAUCCUCAGCUUUCUCCUAUCACAGCCAUUGAACUCUAACUGUUUUAAAGUCGCCAUUGGCCUCAUGGUGAAAUCCCUGAGCAGUUUCCUUCCUUUCUGGCAAUGGAGUUAAGAAGGACGCCUUUAUCUUUGUAGUGAGUGGGUGUAUUGAUUAGGGCAGACCCCAUUUAGUCGACUGGUCGAUUGUUUGGUUGAUAGGCUGUUGGUCAACCGAGAUUUCUUUAGUCGUGCAGUCACAAUGUUUUUUUCUUUCUUUCAUGGUGCACGAGACACCUCGCUCCUAUCAUCUCAUUUUUCUUGCUCUCCUUCUUCUUGUUAUAUUUACAAUUGUUAUUAUGAUCAUCAUUAUAAUAAAAUAAGUAAUGUUAUCAUUAGUAGGCUUUGUAUAGUAGCCUUGUAUAGCCACCAUCGAGCUGUAGGCCUAAGAGGGUGUCCUGUUUAAUCUUAAUACCGUAACUUACUGAGGCCUAUAUAUUACUAUAUAGGCUACUGUAUCAAUCAAUCAUUCAUGAAUUAAUUCGUUCAUGCCAUCACACAGCAUACGGGACAUUUAUGUUUUGAAAUGCAAUCAAGCAUUUUAGUUUAAAAAUUAAAUAACAAAGGAAGCUUUGAAUAAUUAGCCUAAACAAUAAAUAAACCGCAAUUCACAAAUGCAUGCAACUCUUUUUAGUCCGCUGUAAUAAAGGCUUUAUACAGUUGAAGUCGGAAGUUUACAUACACUUAGGUUGGAGUCAUUAAAACUCGUUUUUCAACCACUGGUAAGUCGGUUAGGUCAUCUAUUUUGUGCAUGACACAAGUAUUUUUUCCAACAAUUGUUUACAGACAGAUUAUUUGACUUAAUUCACUGAAUCACAAUUCCAGUGGGUCAGAAGUUUACAUACACUAAGUUGACUGUGCCUUUUGUACAGCUUGGAAAAUUCCAGAAAAUGAUGUCAUGGCUUUAGAAGCUUCUGAUAGGCUAAUUGACAUCAUUUGAGUCAAUUGGAGGUGUACCUGUGGAUGUAUUUCAAGGCCUACCUUCAAACUCAGUGCCUCUUUGCUUGACAUCAUGGGAAAAUCUAAAGAAAUCAGCCAAGACCUCCACAAGUCUGGUUCAUCCCUGGGAGCAAUUUCCAAAAGCCUGAAGGUACCACGUUCAUCUGUACAAACAAUAGUAUGCAAGUAUAAACACCAUGGGACCACGCAGCCGUCAUACCGCUCAGGAAGGGGACGCGUUCUGUCUCCUAGAGAUGAACGUACUUUGGUGCGAAAAGUGCAAAUCAAUCCCAUAACAGCAAAGGACCUUGUGAAGAUGCUGGAGGAAACAGGUACAAAAGUAUCUAUAUCCACAGUAAAACAAGUCCUAUAUCGACAUAACCUGUAAGGCCGCUCAGCAAGGAAGAAGCCACUGCUCCAAAUCCGCCAUAAAAAAGCCAGACUACGGUUUGCAACUGCACAUGGGGACAAAGAUUGUACUUUUUGGAGAAAUGUCCUCUGGUCUGAUGAAACACAAAUAUAACUGUUUGGCCAUAAUGACCAUCGUUAUGAUUGGAGGAAAAAGGGGGAAAUUGUAAGCCGAAGACACCAUCCCAACCGUGAAGCACAGGGGUGGCAGCAUCAUGCUGUGGGGAUGCUUUGCUGCAGGAGGUACUGGUGCACUUCACAAAAUAGAUGGCAUCAUGAGGAAGGAAAAUUAUGUGGAUAUAUUGAAGCAACAUCUCAAGACAUCAGUCAGGAAGUUUAAACCUUGGUCGCAAAUGGGUCUUCCAAAUGGACAAUGACCCCAAGCAUACUUCCUAAAUUGUGGAAAAAUGGCUUAAGGACAACAAAGUCAAGGUAUUGGAGUGGCCAUCACAAAGCCCGGACCUCAUCCUAUAGAACAUUUGUGGGCAGAACUGAAAAAGCGUGUGCGAGCAAGGAGGCCUGCAAACCUGACUCAGUUACACCAGCUCUGUCAGGAGGAAUGGGCCAAAAUUCACCCAACUUAUUGUGGGAAGCUAGUGGAAGGCUACCUGAAACAUUUUGAACCAAGUUAAACAAUUUAAAGGCAAUGCUACCAAAUACUAAUUGAGUGUAUGUAAACUUCUGACCCACUGGGAAUGUGAUGAAAGAAAUAAAAGCUGAAAUAAAUAAUUCUCUCUACUAUUAUUCUGACAUUUCACAUUCUUAAAAUAAAGUGGUGAUCCUAACUGACCUAAAACAGGGAAUUCUUACUAGGAUUAAAUGUCAGGAAUUGUGAAAAACUGAGUUUAAAUGUAUUUGGCUAAUGUGUAUGUAAACUUCCGACUUCAACUGUAUAUUAUUAUUUUUAGAACAGACUCCCUGGUACACUUAUACCUAAUGGUCAGAAAAAGUAUAAUAUUGUAAUCUAACAGCAACUGUUUGGCACACAUAAUACUUACGCAACACUUGCUCCUAUUGCUCCUGUAAGUCGCUCUGGAUAAGCGCGUCUGCUAAAUGACGUAAAUGUAAAAUGUAAUACCCUCCUUUUUCUUGAUCUCCAGUAGUUUCCACAGCUAAGUCAAAUGUCUUCCACAGAUCUGACUUCCCCUUUCCCUCCUGAGCAACCAGUAAACAUUUGCCCGUUUCUUUUUCACAUCCUCCGCAUCCAUUUUGCUGUCGACAUUACUGUGUUCUGAGUUUAUAACAAUUUAUUGAUGUGAUAGGCUAUAGGUCAGGCCCUAUUGGUCAAAAGCAUGCUAUGCUUACAUGUUUCACGUAAAUAGAGCAAGGGUUGAGGGAAUAGGGAAUGUUUUUCCUAAACAAAUGAGGGAUUUCGGUAACAGAACUUUUCAGUCAGAAACAAGUAAGAAAUUAUGUUGCAGCUUCAGCAUGAACAGAGCAAUAAAUAAAUAAACAGUGCUGUGGUGUGGUGCCUUUUUGCUGCAGUAUGGAGCUAGACACACAGGCACUUUUUUUUUAACACAGUGUGACCAUUGGGCUCUUUCUUGAGUCAUUACUGUCUUAAUUAUUUAAUCAAACAGUGUGCCUAUAGCAUCAGCUCAGUGUAUUCGGAAAGUAUUCAGACGACUUCCCUUUUUCCACAUUUUGUUACGUUACAGCCUUAUUCUAAAAUUGAUACAAUUAUUUGUUUUCCUCAAUCUACACAAUCAAACCCCCUAAUGACAAAGCGAAAAUACGUUUUUCGAAAUGUUUGCAAAUGUAUUAAAAAUAAAAAACAUACCUUAUUUACGUAUGUAUUCAGACCCUUUGCUAUGAGACUCGAAAUUGAGCUCAGGUGCAUCCUGUUUCCAUUGAUGAUCCUUGAGAUGUUUCUACAACUUGAUUGGAGUCCACCUGUGGUUAAAUUCAAUUGAUUGGACAUUCUUAAAUGGAAGAAGUUUGGAACCACAAAGACUCUUCCUAGAGCUGGCCGCCUGGCCAAACUGAGCAAUCGGGGGUUAAGGGCCUUGGUCAGAGAGGUGACCAAGAACCAGAGGGUCACUCUGACAGAGCUCCAGAGUUCCUCUUUAGAGACGGGAGAACCUUCCAGAAAGACAGCCAUCUCUGCAGAACUCCACCAAUCAGGCCUUUAUGUUAAUGUCCAGACAGAAGCCACUCAUCAGUAAAAGCCACAUGAUAGCCCACUUGGAGUUUGCCAAAAGGCACCUCAGACCAUGAUAAACAAGGUUUUCUGGUCUGAUGAAACCAAGAUUGAACUCUUUGGCCUGAAUGCCAAGCGUCACGUCUAGAGGAAACCUGGGACCAUCUCUACGGUGAAGCAUGGUGGUGGCAGCAUCAUGCUGUGGGGAUGUUUUUCAGCGGCAUUGACUGGGAGACUGGUCAGGAUCGAGGGAAAGAUGAACGGAGCAAGGUACAGAGAGAUCCUUGAUGAAAACCUGCUCCAGAGUGCUCAGGACCUCAGACUGGGGCGACGGUUCAUCUUCCAACAGGACAACGACCCUAAGCACACAGCAGGAGUGGCUUCGGGACAAGUCUCUGAAUGUCCUUGAGUGUCCCAGCCAGAGCCCGGACUUGAACCUGAUCGAACAUCUCUGGAGAGAGCUUAAAAUAGCUGUGCAGCAACGCUUCCCAUCCAACCUGACUGAGCUUGAGACGAUCUGCAUAGAGGAAUUGGAGGAACUCCGCAAAUACAGGUGUGCCAAGCUUGUAGCGUCAUACCCAAGAAGACUCAAGGCUGUAAUCGCUGCCAAAGGUGCUUCAACAAAGUACUGAGGAAAGGGUCUGAAUACUUAUGUUAAUGUGAUAAUUCAGUUUUUUUAUAAACUUGCAAACAUUUCUAAAAACCAGUUUUUGCUUUGUCAUUAUGGAGUAUUGUGUGUAGAUUGAUGAGGGGGGGAAAACGAUUUAAUUAAUUUUAGAAUAAGGCUGUAACGGAACAAAGUGGAAAAAGUAUUUCCGAAUGCACUGUAUGUAGUUGAUUUUAUUCAAACACAAAGUUUGUCUGUCUAUAUAUGGAAAAAUAAGUUUAAACAUUUUGACCAAUUGGUCGAAAGAACAGGACGCCUCUCGGGUGACAAAGAUUGUUUUUAGUCUGGAUCAGUAUUGAUACACCAUCCAAAGUGUAAUUAAUAACUUCACCAUGCUCAAAGGUAUAUUCAAUAUAAUUUUUACCCAUCUACCAAUAGGUGCCCUUUGUGAGGUAUUGGAAAACCUCCCUUGUCUUUGUGGUUGAAUCUGUGUUUGAAAUUCGCUGCUUGAUCUUACAAUUAUUUGUAUGUAUGGGGUACAGAGAUGAGGUAGUCAUUUAAAAAUCAUGUUAAACACUAUUAUUGCACACAGUCCAUGCAACUUAUGAUGUGACUUGUUAAGCACAUUGUUACUCCUGAACUUAUUUAGGCUUGCCAUAACAAAGGGGUUGAAUACUUAAUGAAUCAAGACAUUUCAGCUUUUCAUUUUUAAUUAACUUGUAAACAUUUUGAAAAUCAUAAUUCCACUUAUAGGGUAUUGUGUGUAGGCCAGUGACAAAUCUCAAUUUAAUUAAUUUUUAAUUCAGGCUGUAACACAAAAUGUGGAAAGAGUCAAGGGGUUUGAAUACCUUCUGAAGACAAUGUAUAGUGUUUCAUACAGUCCCUUCGGAAAAUAUUCAGACCCCUUGACUCUUUCCACAUUUUAUGUUACAGCCUUAUUUUAAAAUUAAUGAAAUAGUUUAUUUUUCCCCGUCAUCAAUCUACACACAAUACCCCAUAAUGACAAAGCAAGAACAGGUUUUAAAAAAAACGGAAAUAUCAAAAUUACAUAAGUAUUCAGACCCUUUACUCAGUACUUUGUUGAAGCACCUUUGGCAGCGAUUACAGCCUCGAGUCUUCUUGGGUAUGACGCUACAAGCUUGGCACACCUGUAUUUGCGGAGUUCCUCCCAUUCUUCUCUUCAGAUCCUCUCAAGCUCUGGCAGGUUGGAUGGGAAGCAUCGCUGUACAGCUAUUUUCAGGUCUCUCCAGAGAUGUUUGAUCAGGUUCAAAUCCGGGCUCUGGCUUUGCCACUCAAGGACAUUCAGAGACUUGUCCCGAAGCCCUUCCUGCGUUGUCUUUGCUGUGUGCUUAGGGUCGUUGUCCUGUUGGAAGGUGAACCUACACCACAGUCUGAGGUGCUGAGCGCUCUGGAGCAGUUUUCAUCAAGGAUCACGCAGUACUUUGCUCCGUUAAUCUUUCCAUCGAUCCUGACUAGUCUCCCAGUCCCUGCCACUGAAAAACAUCCCCACAGCAUGAUGCUGCCACCACCAUGCUUCACCGUAGGGAUGGUGCCAGGUUUCCCCCAGAUGUGACGCUUGGCAUUCAGGCCAAAGAGUUCAAUCUUGGUUUCAUCAGAUCAGAGACCAUUGUUUCUCAUGGUCUGAGGUGCCUUUUGGCAAACUCCAAGCGGGCUGUCAUGUGCCUUUUACUGAGGAGUGGCUUCCGUCUGGCCACUCUACCAUAAAGGCCCGAUUGGUGGAGUUCUGCAGAGAUGGUUGUCGUUCUGGAAGGUUCUCCCAUCUCCACAGAGGAUCUCUGGAGCUCUGUCAGAGUGACCAUCGGGUUCUUGGUCAACUCCCUGACCAAGGCUCUUCUCCCCCGAUUGCUGUUUGGCUGGGCAGCCAGCUCUAGGAAGAGUCUUGGUGGUUCCAAACUUAUUCCAUUUAAGAAUGAUGGGGGCCACUGUGUUCUUGGGGACCUUCAAUGCUGCAGAAAUAUUUUGGUACCCUUCCCCAGAUCUGUGCCUCGACCCAAUCCUUUCUCAAGGCUCUGCGGACAAUUCCUUCGUCCUCUUGGCUUGGUCUUUGCUAUGACAUGCACUGUCAACUGUGGGACAUUAUAUAGACAGGUUUGUGCCUUUCCAAAUCAUGUCCAAUCAAUUGAAUUUAACCACAAGUGGACUUCAAUCAAGUUGUAAAAACAGCUCAAGGAUGAUCAAUGGAAACAGGAUGCACCUGAGCUCAAUUUCGAGUCUCAUAGCAAAGGGUCUGAAUACUUACGUGAAUAUGGUAUUUCAGGUAUUUAUUUUGCAUAAAGUUGCAACAUUUUCUAAAAACCUGUUUUCGCUUUGUCAUUAUGGGGUAUUGUGUGUAGAGUGAUGAGGGGGGUAAAUAUAGUUUUAUUCAUUUUAGAAUAAGGUUGUAACAAAAUGUGGAAAAAGUCGAGGUCUGAAUACUUUCAGAAUGCACUGUAAAUAGUGUAUUAUAUCUUUAUGGGCCCACACCCCAAUCGGACCAUGGCCAUACUGAAAUAUUAGAUCAUAAAAAAUUGUAUGUUAAAUGGCAGGCUACGCCAAAUGACAUUGAUUUUAGGGGUGGAACCGAUUAUUCUGAUUGGAUAAGAAGUACUUUAAUUACAUCAUACUUACACUUUUAAAAAAUCACAAAAAUCCUACGUUGAACAGAAAUAUAAACGCAACAUGUAAUGUAUUGGUCCCAUGUUUCAUUAGCUGGAAUAAAAGAAAGCAGAAAUUUUCCAUACACACAAAAAGCUUAUUCCUCUAAAAUGUUGUGCACAAAUUUGUUUACAUCUCUGUUAGUGAGCAUUUUAGCAUUUGUCAAGAUAAUCCAUCCACCUGACAGGUGUGGCAUAUCAAGAAGCUGAAUAAACAGCAUGAUCAUUACACAGGUGCACCUUGUGCUGAGGACAAUAAAAGGCCACUCUGAAAUGUGCAGUUUUGUCACACAGCACAAUGCCACAGAUAUCUCAUGUUUUGAGGGAGAGUGCAAUUGUCAUGACUGCAGGAAUGUCCACCAGAGCUGUUGCCAGAGAAUUCAAUGUUCAUUUCCAAGCUAAGCCACCUCCAACGUCAUUUUAUAGAAUUUGGCAGUACGUCCAACCGGCCUCACAACCGCAGACCACGUGUAACCACGCCAGCCCAGGACCUCCACAUCUACCUUCUUCACUUGCGGGAUCAUCUGAGGGGAGGGCGGGGUGAUGAGGAGUAUUUCUGUCUGUAAUAAAGCCCUUUUGUUGGGAAAAACUAAUUCUGAUUGGCUAGGCUUGGCUCCCCAUUGGGUGGGCCUGGCUCCCAAGUGGGUGGGCCUAUUUCCUCCCAGGCCCAUCCAUGGCUGUGCCCCUGCCCAGUCAUGUGAAAUCCAUAGAUUAGGGCCUAAUUAAUUUAUUUCAAGUGACUGAUUUCCUUAUAUCAACUGUAACUCAGCUAAAUCUUUGAAAUUGUUUCACAUUACGUUUAUAUUUUUGUUCAGUAUAAUAACACAGUAACUCGCUGCUUAAAUUUAACAGGUCAUCAGUGUCGCUUUCACUAAACAUUCCGUUUCCCUGUUAGCAUAGUGUUUUGACGGCUACACCAGAUGCGUAUCAUGGAGACAGCAAUUUAAAAAACUUAAGAUGCGUUUUUCAGGUGUCUCUAUAAUCUUUUAAAUAGUUUGUUAACUUAGACAAAGUUAACAUUUUCAAGUAAAUGAAGUCAGUGUAAACUUUAUUGAAGUAAGCCUUUUGUGCUGCUAACACAUCUUCUGGUGCAUCAAAUACUUUGUCAGAUACCUCCUUGUUGUCAUUAAGUGCAUAUGAUGGCCCUGAUUGUAAGCACAGGUAGACUUUUUACAAGGGGAGGGGGCUGGGGACAGGCUUUGACAGAGGCUUUGAGAGGAUUGAUCAGUGCUUGACUUGGAUAUAAAGAGUACCGGCACCUAUUUCAGUCCACUUCAAGUCUGCUAUUUCUGUUCAGUGCAGAAUUUGAAUACCUCAGCCCCUAGAAUCAAAUCAAGUAGCUGGCCAGUGCAUACAAUAUUUGGUUAUUGGUUCAGAAAUUUAGCCUGAGACCUCAAUGCAAUGUGUAGAGCCUGACCAAUAUGGCGGCAGGUAGCCUAGUGGUUAAGAGGGUUGGGCCAGUAACCGACUAGGUGAAAAAUCUGCCUGUGCCCUUGAGCCUGUAAGUCACUCUGCAUACAGUGAGGGGAAAAAAGUUUGCCCACUGACAAAGAAAUUAUCAGUCUAUAAUUUUAAUGGUAGGUUUAUUUGAACAGUGAGAGACAGAAUAACAACAACAAAAAUCCAGAAAAAUGCAUGUAAAAAAUGUUAUAAAUUAAUUUGCAUUUUAAUGAGGGAAAUAAGUAUUUGACCCACUCUCAAUCAGAAAGAUUUCUGGCUCCCAGGUGUCUUUUAUACAGGUAACGAGCUGAGAUUAGGAGCACACUCUUAAAGGGAGUGCUCCUAAUCUCAGCUUGUUACCUGUAUAAAAGACACCUGUCCACAGAAGCAAUCAAUCAAUCAGAUUCCAAACUCUCCACCAUGGCCAAGACCAAAGAGCUCUCCAAGGAUGUCAGGGACAAGAUUGUAGACCUACACAAGGCUGGAAUGGGCUACAAGACCAUCGCCAAGCAGCUUGGUGAGAAGGUGACAACAGUUGGUGCGAUUAUUCGCAAAUGGAAGAAACACAAAAUAAAGGUCAAUCUCCCUCAGCCUGGGGCUCCAUGCAAGAUCUCACCUCGUGGAGUUGCAAUGAUCAUGAGAACGGUGAGGAAUCAGCCCAGAACUACACGGGAGGAUCUUGUCAAUGAUCUCAAGGCAGCUGGGACCAUAGUCACCAAGAAAACAAUUGGUAACACACUACGCCGUGCAGGACUGAAAUCCUGCAGCGCCCGCAAGGUCCCCCUGCUCAAGAAAGCACAUAUACAGGGCCAUCUGAAGUUUGCCAAUGAACAUCUGAAUGAUUCAGAGGAGAACUGGGUGAAAGUGUUGUGGUCAGAUGAGACCAAAAUCGAGCUCUUUGGCAUCAACUCAACUCGCCGUGUUUGGAGGAGGAGGAAUGCUGCCUAUGACCCCCAAGAACACCAUCCCCACCGUCAAACAUGGAGGUGGAAACAUUAUGCUUUGGGGGUGUUUAUCUGCUAAGGGGACAGGACAACUUCACCGCAUCAAAGGGUCGAUGGACGGGGCCAUGUACCGUCAAAUCUUGGGUGAGAACCUCCUUCCCUCAGCCAGGGCAUUGAAAACGGGUCGUGGAUGGGUAUUCCAGCAUGACAAUGACCCAAAACACACGGCCAAGGCAACAAAGGAGUGGCUCAAGAAGAAGCACAUUAAGGUCCUGGAGUGGCCUAGCCAGUCUCCAGACCUUAAUCCCAUAUAAAAUCUGUGGAUGGAGCUGAAGGUUCGAGUUGCCAAACGUCAGCCUCGAAACCUUAAUGACUUGAAGAAGAUCUGCAAAGAGGAGUGGAACAAAAUCCCUCCUGAGAUGUGUGCAAACCUGGUGGCCAACUACAAGAAACGUCUGACCUCUGUGAUUUCCAACAAGGGUUUUGCCACCAAGUACUAAGUCGUGUUUUGCAGAGGGGUCAAAUACUUAUUUCCCUCAUUAAAAUGCAAAUCAAUUUAUCACAUUUUUGACAUGCGUUUUUCUGGAUUUUGUUGUUGUUAUUCUGUCUCUCACUGUUCAAAUAAACCUACCAUUAAAAUGAUAGACUGAUCACGUCUUUGUCAGUGGGCAAACGUACAAAAUCAGCAGGGGAUCAAAUACUUUUUUCCCUUACUGUAUAUACAUAGUUUUUGUGGUGCGAAAUACACUAAUUCCAAUAUGUCUGCCGACACAACCGUUUUUCAACCAUGGAACAGUUUUCUGCUCAUAUUGAGGUCCAAAGGAAAUACAGCCCCACAAAGAUGGAAUCACCAUUCAAAUCCUAUCAUUUGAAAAUUAAACUUGAUUAAGCUAAAGAGGCUAGACGGGAUCUUGGAAACUACAUUGGUAUUUUUUUAAACCGUACAUUUUGGACUUGACGUGUCAAUGUAUGGCUCAUACAUGUAUAAUAUACUAUCUGCAGUCCUCUCCGAUUCCCAGGGGAGUAAGUCACAGAAUCGUUACAUUCUAACCUGGCAUCAUUUAGGCCUAGUGUAGUGCACAAGAUCUGCACACUCGUUCCUGUCAUGUAGGCCUAGUAAACGCACGCUCUGAAGCAAGAGGGUUAAGAAUGCAAGAGGGAUAAAGGAUAGCAUUUCUUUACAUUCAUUUAUGGAUAAUUAAACAUGUUAACGUAAAUAUCUCAAAAGUAGCGUUUUAGAUUUAGUUCAUGUUUAGACGUGUUAAACAAUAUACUCUACCAGUACAUUUCCAGAGUAAGCUCUCAGAUACUUAUUUUUUAUGAAAACACACUGCAUUUGGAAUUUUGAACAUGGUUAAGGUAGAGCAUGUGAUCUGAUUUAAAUUCAGUGUUUUAGAAACAUUUCCACAGAUGUCUGAAGAUGAAAAAGGCAUUCUAGUCAUGGAACGACCCACAUCUUGCGUUGUACACAACUACUGGCUGAAAUUAUACAAAACCUCUGUAAUAUCACUUAAACAUCUGAACUGCUCAGAAUAGCAUGAGUGUUUUUCUCCAUCCAUUGUAAAGGCAGGUAUGAUCGGUAACAGGCCAAUAUCAGUCAACCAAUCGAUCGGUUUGGCUCUAAUGCAAAGAUAUGUGUGGCACUCUCUCCCUCUGUCUGCAGUUAUGUAGAGAAGUUCACCGACUUUCUGCGCCUGUUCGUCAGCGUGCACCUUCGGCGGAUCGAGUCCAACGCUCAGUUUCCUGUGGUGGAGUUUUUAGCCCUGCUUUUCAAGUACACUUUCAAUCAGGUAGCAUAUCCUUUCAGCCAUUUUGUUUACUUUCUACAUUUGCCUUUACACUGCUCACAGGGGCAGCUGACACUAAAAUAUUAUAUGGAAAUUAAUUGAGGCCAAAUACUUGGAUACUAUUCAAGUAUGUGUGUACUACAGUAUCGUAUACCACAGUUGGGGAACGAUUAGAGAAAAAGAGAACUCUGCAGCAGCCCAAGAUGGCUUCCAUAAUAAUAUUACCUAGAGUAUGACUGUUGAGGAAUCAGAAACCUCUGUCAUGUACUGUAGAGAAAAUGACUGCUCUUCUGUCCUAUUGUUCUAGCCCAACCACGAAGGCUAUUUUGCCUGUUUGGACAUCUGGAGUAUCUUCUUGGAUUAUUUAACCACUAAAAUCAAAAGUAGGCUGGCUGACCGAGACAGUGUGCUGAACAGGUACAACUGAAUGGAUUUAAUGUCAUUUUCAGUGUUGCUCUGGCUCUACAUGUAUAUAAAGCAAAGGAAUGUUGAUGUACUAUCAGGAAUGUCUUUUGAUGCGUGAAAUGUUUAUGGUUCAGUGCCUGUAAUGCAAGGUUCUCCAACUUUGAUCUUGGAGAGCUACUGGUUGUGUAGACUUUUCUCCCAGCCCGCCACUUGAUCAACACACCCGAUUCAAGUAAUCAACUUAUCAUAGUAUUCAGUCUGGGAUAUUAUUAUUAGCAGUAUCUGUCUUACUGAAGGGCUUAAACGAAAGCCUGCACACCCAGUAACUCUUGAGGGCCAGAGUUGCUAUAAUGUUUUUAAUAUGGUUCUGUCGUUAGAAAGUUACUAGCCUCUUGUAUGGUGCUGCUUCUUCUAUUGGCCGCUAAUCUGUCCGCUUGUGCGGUUCUACAGGUAUAAGGAUGCUUUGGUGCUGCUAUUAAGAGAGGUUCUCAACCGAAUCCAGUUCCGAUAUAACCAGGCCCAAUUAGAGGAGCUGGAUGAUGAGACCCUGGAUGAUGAUGUAAGAGGCUUUACUUCUCGCACUGCUUUCGUCAGUAUUGCUGAGAGUCAUGUUGGUCCGCACCUUUAUUGCCUAGUGUGUUAAAGGAACAUUUUGUUGUCCCCAUUAUAUCACAUAUAUUACAACAGUGUAUACACACACACAGACUGCUUGUUUUGCCUCCACCUGUAUCAAUAGUUUCACUCUUUGUGCUUAUCAUAGCAACAGACUGAUUGGCAGCGGUACUUACGGCAGAGUCUGGAGGUUGUUGCCAAGGUGAUGGAGCUGCUACCGUCCCAUGCCUUCGCCACGUUGGUGAGUGUUCUCGUUGUUUCUUCUCAUUUUAUAUUCCUGGGAAAGACCAAAAAGGUCAACACACUGUAAUGCUCCUAAUGAUUAAAAUGUUGAUGAUUCUAAAGGUGGUAUUAUGCACAUUGAAUGUGCAGGCCUUUUUUUGUCUUGUGCACAUAUCACCUUUCACCCUGCAUUAGUUUAAUGUGAUGUGCUUUAUGACAACAUGACAUUAUCUUAUCAUCCUUUUAUCUUCAAGACAAAACGUCUGACUAACAUUGAUCUUCAAGACAAAACGUCUGACUAACAUUGAUUUUGGAGUUAACUAUUUCUUAAACCCCUGACUCCUUAACCAUUUAUCUCUCUCUCAGUUCCCUGUCCUCCAAGAAGACUUGGAUGUGUACCUGGGUUUGCAGCAGUUCAUCGUCACUUCAGGAACAAGUGAGUGAACAUUUUUGCAUGAGACAACAUGGCCUUAUCCAAAUAAAAUCAAAGUUUAUUAAUCAUAUGCACAGAAUACAGAGGGUGUUAACGGUACAAUGAAAAGCUUACUUGUGAGCUCUCCUCAGCAAUACAGUGAGGGGGAAAAAAGAAUAUAUACAUACCCGUCAAAAGUUUGGACACACCUACUCAUUCAAGGGUUUUUCUAUAUUUGUACUAUUUUUUACAUUGUAGAAUAAUAGUGAAGACUUUAAAACUAUGAAAUAACAUAUGGAAUCAUGUAGUAACUAAUUUUUAAAAAAAAAAAAAUAUAUAUAUAUAUAUAUAUAUAUUUGAAAUUUGAAAUUCUUCAAAUAGCCACCUUUUGCCUUGAUGACAGCUUUGCACACUCUUGGCAUUCUCAACCAGCUUCACCUGGAAUGCUUUUCCAACAGUCCUGAAGGAGUUACCACAUAUGCUGUGCACUUGUUGGCUGCUUUUCCUUCACUCUGCCGUCCGACUCAUCCCAAACCAUCUCAAUUGGGUUGAGGUCAGGUGAUUGUGGAGGCCAGGCCAUCUGAUGCAGCACUCCAUCACUCUCCUUAGUAAAAUAGCCCUUACACAACCUGGAGGUGUUUUGGGUCAUUGUCCUGUUCAAAAAUAAAUGAUGGGAUGGCGUAUCGCUGCAGAAUGAUGUGGUAGCCAUGCUAGUUAAGUGUGCCUUCAAUUCUAAAUAAAUCACAGACAGUGUCACCAGCAAAGCACCCCCACAACAUAACACCUCCUCCUCCAUGCUUUAAGGUGGGAAAUACACAUGCGGAGAUCAUACGUUCACCCACACCGCGUCUCACAAAGACACGGCAGUUGGAACCAAAAAUCUCACAUUUGGACUCCAGACCAAAGGACAAAUUUCCACUGGUCUAAUGUCCAUUGCUCGUGUUCCUUGGCCCAAGCAGGUCUCUUCUUAUUAUUGGUGUCCUUUAGUAGUGGUUUCUUUGCAGUGAUUUGACCACGAAGGCCUGAUUCACACAGUCCCCUCUGAACAGUUGAUGUUGAGAUGUGUCUGUGACUUGAACUCUGUUAAACAUUUAUUUGGGCUGCAAUUUCUGAGGCUGGUAACUCUAAUGAACUUAUCCUCUGCAGCAGAGGUAACUCUGGGUCUUCCAUUCCUGUGGCGGUCCUCAUGAGAGCCUGUUUCAUCAUAGCACUUGAUGCUUUUUGCGACUGCACUUGAAGAAACUUCCAAAGUUCUUGAAAUGUUCCGUAUUGACUGACCUUCUUGUCUUAAAGUAAUGAUGGACUAUCGUUUCUCUUUGCUUACUUGAGCUGUUCUUGCCAUAAUAUGGACUUGGUCUUUUACCAAAUAGGGCUAUCUUCUGUAAACGCCCCUACCUUGUCACAACGCAACUGAUUGGCUCAAACUCAUUAAGAAGGAAAGAAAUUCCACAAAUUAACUUUUAAGAAAGCACACCUGUUAAUUGAAAUGCAUUCCAGGUGACUACCUAAUGAAGCUGGUUGCGAGAAUGCCAAGAGUGUGCAAAGCUGUCAUCAAGGUGGUUAUUUGAAGAACCUCAAAUAUAAAAUGUUUUUUGAUUUGUUUAACACUUUUUGGUUAUUACAUGAUUCCAUAUGUGUUAUUUCAUAGUUUUGAUGUCUUCACCAUUAUUCUACAAUGUAAAAAUAAAGAAAAACCCUUGAAUGAGUAAGUGUCCAAAAUUCUGACUGGUAGUCUAUAUAUACAGUGCAUUCUUAAACUAUUCAGACCCCUUGACUUUUUCCACAUUUUGUUACGUUACAGCCUUAUUCUAAAAUUGAUUAAAUUGGGUUUUUUUUCCCUCAAUCUACACGCAAUACCCCAUAAUGACAUAGCAAAAACAGGUUUUUUAAAUUUUGCAAAUGUAUUAAAAAUAUAAAACUGAAAUAUCACAUUUACAUAAGUAUUCAGACCUUUUACUUAGUACUUUGUUGAAGCACCUUUGGCAGCGGUUACAGCCUCGAGUCUUCUUUGGUAUGACGCUACAAGCUUGGCACACCUGUAUUUGGGGAGUUUCUCCCAUUCUUCUCUGCAGAUCCUCUCAAGCUCUGUCAGGUUUGAUGGGGAGCGUCGCUGCACAGCUAUUUUCAGGUCUCUCCAGAGAUGUUCGAUCGGGUUCAAGUCCGGGCUCUGGCUAUGCCACUCAAGGAUAUUCAGAGACUUGUCCUGAGUCCACUCCAGCGUUGUGUUGGCUGUGUGCUUAGGGUCGUUGUCCUGUUGGAAGGUGAACCUACACCACAGUCUGAGGUCCUGAGCACUCUGGAGCAGGUUUUCAUCAAGAAUCUCUCUGUACUUUGCUCCGUUCAUCUUUCCCUCCAUCCUGACUAGUCUCCCAGUCCCUGCCGAUGAAAAACAUCCCCACAGCAUGAUGCUGCCACCACCAUGCUUCACCGUAGGGAUGGUGCCAGGUUUCCUCCAGACGUUUGCCUUACCAAAUCAAGUCCAAUCAAUUGAAUUUACCACAGAUGGACUCCAAUCAAGUUGUAGAAACAUCUCAAGGAUGAUCAAUGGAAACAUGAAUUUCAAUUUCGAGUCUCAUAGCAAAGGGUCUGAAUACUUACUUAAAUAAGGUAUUUUUGUUUUUUUAUCAAUUCUAAAAACCUGUUCACUUUGUCAUUAUGGGGUAUUGUGUGUAGAUUGAUGACGAAAACAAAUAAUUUAAAACCAUUUUAAAAUACGGCUAACGUAACAAAAUGCAGAAAAAGUCAAGGGGUCUGAAUACUUUCCGAAUGCACUGUAUCUACCUUAAUUACAUCGUAACCCUGUACAUUGAUCUGGUACCGGUACUCCCUGUAUAUGGCUCCAUUCUUGUGUAUUUUAUUCCUCGUGUUACUAUUUUUCUUUCUAUUAUAAUUUUAAAACUCUGAGUCGUUGGGAAGGGCUCGUAAGCAAUGUUCCCUUUUAAGCUGCGCACGUGCGCGGCCUCGCACAGAACGCAGAAGAAAUGCCAUGCCGCGCAGAAACGCCCCAUUAGUUUGCACUAUAUACAGUGGGGAAAAAAAGUUUUUAGUCAGCCACCAAUUGUGCAAGUUCUCCCACUUAAAAAUAUGAGAGGCCUGUAAUUUUCAUCAUAGGCUCUCACAGACCUGUAACUUCUUCUUUAAGAGGCUCCUCUGUCCUCCACUCGUUACCUGCAUUAAUGGCACCUGUUUGAACUUGUUAUCAGUAUAAAAGACACCUGUCCACAACCUCAAACAGUCACACUCCAAACUCCACUAUGGCCAAGACCAAAGAGCUGUCAAAGGACACCAGAAACAAAAUUGUAGACCUGCACCAGGCUGGGAAGACUGAAUCUGCAAUAGGUAAGCAGCUUGGUUUGAAGAAAUCAACUGUGGGAGCAAUUAUUAGGAAAUGGAAGACAUACAAGACCACUGAUAAUCUCCCUCGAUCUGGGGCUACACGCAAGAUCUCACCCCGUGGGGUCAAAAUGAUCACAAGAACGGUGAGCAAAAAUCCCAGAACCACACGGGGGGACCUAGUGAAUGACCUGCAGAGAGCUGGGACCAAAGUAACAAAGCCUACCAUCAGUAACACACAACGCUGGCAGGGACUCAAAUCCUGCAGUGCCAGACGUGUCCCCCUGCUUAAGCCAGUACAUGUCCAGGCCCAUCUGAAGUUUGCUAGAGUGCAUUUGGAUGAUCCAGAAGAGGAUUGGGAGAAUGUCAUAUGGUCAGAUGAAACCAAAAUAGAACUCGUCGUGUUUGGAGGACAAAGAAUGCUGAGUUGCAUCCAAAGAACACCAUACCUACUGUGAAGCAUGGGGGUGGAAACAUCAUGCUUUGGGGCUGUUUUUCUGCAAAGGGACCAGGACGACUGAUCCGUGUAAAGGAAAGAAUGAAUGGGGCCAUGUAUCGUGAGAUUUUGAGUGAAAACCUCCUUCCAUCAGCAAGGGCAUUGAAGAUGAAACGUGGCUGGGUCUUUCAGCAUGACAAUGAUCCCAAACACACAGCCCGGGCAACGAAGGAGUGGCUUCGUAAGAAGCAUUUCAAGGUCCUGGAGUGGCCUAGCCAGUCUCCAGAUCUCAACUCCAUAGAAAAUCUUUGGAGGGAGUUGAAAGUCCGUGUUGCCCAGCAACAGCCCCAAAACAUCACUGCUCUAGAGGAGAUCUGCAUGGAGGAAUGGGCCAAAAUACCAGCAACAGUGUGUGAAAACCUUGUGAAGACUUACAGAAAACGUUUGACCUGUGUCAUUGCCAACAAAGGGUAUAUAACAAAGUAUAGAGAAACUUUUGUUAUUGACCAAAUACUUAUUUUCCACCAUAAUUUGCAAAUAAAUUCAUAAAAAAUCCUACAAUGUGAUUUUCUGGAUUUUUUUUUCUCAUUUUGUCUGUCAUAGUUGACAUGUACCUAUGAUGAAAAUUACAGGCCUCUCUCAUCUUUUUAAGCGGGAGAACAUGCACAAUUGGUGGCUGACUAAAUACUUUUUUCCCCCACUGUAGGCCUGCAUUGAACACCAUAAAGGAUACUGUAGGCUAUCUCAUAGAAAUCCUAAGCUAUUUCCAUGUGAAAAUGUUAUGGGAUUAGCUCCAUUGGUUUUGUUGGUAGGCCUACAUUAUGCUCAAAUAGCUACAAUAGCCUAUUGGCUACUGUGUAAAACUGUAAGGGUACAGCCUCAGUGUUCACUGUAAACGCGCGCCGGAAGUUGCCCAAAAGUCUCACAAUGUUCAAGUUUCUGCUCGCAAGACCUAAAAUCUGCUCAGUGCCCCAAAAAAUUUAACGGAACAUUGCUCGUAAGCAAGCAUUUCACGGUAAAGACUACAACCCUUGAAUUCGGCACAUGUGACAUUAAAUGUUAUUUGCAUUGCCAAUGCAUGCCAUAUGAUAAGCUGCAAAAAUAAACUCGAUACCAGCGGUGGCCAACCUUGCUCCACUGAUCCCUGAUCUACUGGGUGAGCAGACUACUAUUCCAGUACAGCAAUAUGACACUUGAGGUUUAAUAAGUUGAAUCAGGUGUGUUAUUGCUGGACUGAAACAGAACCCAGCACACCCAGCAGACCUCCAGCAGGGUUGGCCUGCUCCAAUUUGAUUGGUUUUAUACAUUGUGUGUGAUGUUUAACUGUCUUUUUGUGUACAUUUGCUAACUUAGGUAGGCCAACACAUACAGUGCCUUCAGAAAAUAUUUACACCCCCUGACUUUUUCCACAUUUUGUUUCACAGCCUGAAUUUAAAAUGGAUUAAAUUGAGAUUUGUUUCACUGGCCUGCACACAAUACCCCAUAAUGUCAAAGUGGAAUUGUUUUUAGAAAAUGUUUAUAAAUUGAUUAAAAAUGUAAAGCUGAAAUGUCUUGUCUAUACAGUGAGGGAAAAAAGUAUUUGAUCCCCUGCUGAUUUUGUACGUUUGCCCACUGACAAAGACAUGAUCAGUCUAUAAUUGUAAUGUUAGGUUUAUUUGAACAGUGAGAGACAGAAUAACAACAACAAAAUCCAGAAAAACAGAUGUAAAAAAUGUUAUACAUUUAUUUGCAUUUUAAUGAGGGAAAUAAGUAUUUGACCCCUCUGCAAAACAUGACUUAAUACUUGGUGGCAAAACCCUUGUUAACAAUCACAGAGGUCAGACGUUUCUUGUAGUUGGCCACCAGGUUUGCAGACAUCUCAGGAGGGAUUUUGUCCCACUCCUCUUUGCAGAUCUUCUCCAAGUCACCUUCAGCUCCCUCCACAGAUUUUCUAUGGGAUUAAGGUCUGGAGACUGGCUAGGCCACUCCAGGACCUUAAUGUGCUUCUUCUUGAGCCACUCCAUUGUUGCCUUGGCCGUGUGUUUUGGGUCAUUGUCAUGCUGGAAUACCCAUCCACAACCCAUUUUCAAUGCCCUGGCUGAGGGAAGGAGGUUCUCACCCAAGAUUUGACGGUACAUGGCCCCGUCCAUCGACCCUUUGAUGCGGUCAUGUUGUCCUGUCCCCUUAGCAGAAAAACACCCCCAAAGCAUAAUGUUUACACCUCCAUGUUUGACGGUGGGGAUGGUGUUCUUGGGGUCAUAGGCAACAUUCUUCCUCCUCCAAACACGGCGAGUUGAGUUGAUGCCAAAGAGCUCGAUUUUGGUCUCAUCUGACCACAACACUUUCACCCAGUUCUCCUCUGAAUCAUUCAGAUGUUCACUGGCAAACUUCAGACGGGCCUGUAUAUGUGCUUUCUUGAGCAGGGGGACCUUGCGGGUGCUGCAGGAUUUCAGUCCUUCACGGUGUAGUGUGUUACCAAUUGUUUUCUUGGUGACUAUGGUCCCAGCUGCCUUGAGAUCAUUGACAAGAUCCUCCCGUGUAGUUCUGGGCUGAUUCCUCACCGUUCUCAUGAUCAUUGCAACUCCACGAGGUGAGAUCUUGCAUGGAGCCCCAGGCUGAGGGAGAUUGACCUUUAUUUUGUGUUUCUUCCAUUUGCGAAUAAUCGCACCAACUGUUGUCACCUUCUCACCAAGCUGCUUGGCGAUGGUCUUGUAGCCCAUUCCAGCCUUGUGUAGGUCUACAAUCUUGUCCCUGACAUCCUUGGAGAGCUCUUUGGUAUUGGCCAUGGUGGAGAGUUUGGAAUCUGAUUGAUUGAUUGAUUGCUUCUGUGGACAGGUGUCUUUUAUACAGGUAACAAGCUGAGAUUAGGAGCACUCCCUUUAAGAGUGUGCUCCUAAUCUCAGCUCGUUACCUGUAUAAAAGACACCUGGGAGCCAGAAAUCUUUCUGAUUGAGAGGGGGUCAAAUACUUAUUUCCCUCAUUAAAAUGCAAAUCAAUUUAUAACAUUUUUGACAUGCAUUUUUCUGGAUUUUUUGUUGUUAUUCUGUCUCUCACUGUUCAAAUAAACCUACCAUUAAAAUUAUAGACUGAUCAUUUCUUUGUCAGUGGGCAAAUGUAAAAAAUCAGCAGGGGAUCAAAUACUUUUUUCCCUCACUGUAAGUAUUCAACUCCUUUGUUAUGGCAAGCCUAAAUACAUUGUGUAUAAAACAUUAGGAACACCUGCUCUUUUCCAUGACAUAGACUGACCAGGUGAAAACUAUGAUCCCUUAAUGUCACUUGUUAAAUCCACUUCAAUCAGUGUAGAGGAAGGGAAAGAGAUCGAUUUAAAGAAGGAAUUUUAAGCCUUGAAAUAAUUGAGACAUGGAUUGUGUGUGUGUGCCAUUCAGAGGGUGAAUGGGCAAAACAUAUUUAAUCCAUUUUGAAUUUGGGCUGUAACAACAGAAUGUGGAAUAUGUCAAUGGGUAUGAGUACUUUCUGAAGGCACUGUAUAACCCAAUGACAUUGCUCAUCCAUAUAUGUAUAUAUUCUUAUUCCAUUCCUCUACUUAGUUUUGUGUGUAUUAGAUAUUUGUUGUGGAACUGUUAGAUAUUACUUUCAAGAUAUUACUGCACUGUCGGAACUAGAAGCACAAGCAUUUUGCUACACUCGCAGUAACAUCUGCUAACCAUGUGUAUGUGACCAAUACAUUUGAUUUGAUAUAAGAUAUACCAUUAGUCUCUUGCGACAUUCAUUAGGAGUGCUCUCUUCAUUUGCAAACAGGCUUUCACAGCUUUCUAUAUCUGAUGACAGAAAACAUCACAAAGACACAGGCUUCAUUAUACUCAAAUUAGAUCGCUCUGAAUAUUAUGUUGCUGUUGUCUCUUUGUCCUCAAAGUUUUCCCCUUUUAGGGACUGUAACUGGAGAAUAUUUUCAUAAUGUCCUCCCAUUAAAUUGCCUGCCCUAUGCAGUAGCCUAUGCUCUCCUUUUACUGACAGCAGAAGCUGCAAUUUCACGCUUUUCCAUGGCUGUUAUUUACAAAUGCAUUUGAAGACUGUUUUUAAUUACAAUGAAUUACAUCAAGAUAGCUAGCUAAUAGGAAGUUAGCUAGCUGAUACAUUUAAUUUACUUUUCUAGCUAAACAGUGUGUAAAGUUAGCUAGAAGCUUAGUUGAGUUAGCCUACAAAGGUGCCUAUUGUAGCCAGCUAGCUAGCUUGGUAAUAAUACAUACUUUUUUUACAUUUAAAAAUGUAUUUACUUUCUUGAAUAGGUUCUCCCACUGCCUCAGUUUUUUGGGUUCUUACAAAAAUGAAAUAAUGGGCAAUCUUUAUUAUUAUUUUGUUUUUUGGUGGUAGCAAACAUAAAGUUAGCCAGCAGCCUAACGAAUGGAGACGAGGCAAAAAGUGUUUUUCACCAGAGCAGUUUAGAACGUGUUGUGACGUUUGACUUUACCGGCCUAAAUCAUUUUCGACUUCAGUAAAUAUCAAAUCAAAAAUCAACUCAAAUUGUAUUGGUCACAUACACAUAUUUAGCAGAUGUUAUUGCGGUUGUUGCGAAAUGCUUGUGUUCCUAGCUCCAACAGUGCAGUAGUAUCUAACAAGGUAUUCUAGGUCGGGUGAACAAAAGGACUUGAGUUCCUGUACGUUAACACAAUCACACCAUGGGUAGUUAAUCAUGAAACAUACAGCUCCGCCUUUAUUCUUCCCUUAGUUCUUUAUUAUUCUACAUCGCAGACUGUCGGCCACACUUGAUAACUAGCACUUGAAACUAGCAUACCCAACAACUCUACAAAAUAUGGAAACGGAAGACUAGGUUUUCAAAAGAAUGAAUGCCAUAGACACACCAGAAUAAUUUGUCAGAAAGGCUUUUGAAGAGAUGCUGAGUUGUCCAUUCUCAUUCCUGACUAAAAUUUGCUUCAUAAUCAGAGACCAGGUUUGAAUAUUGCUAUCCAUCAAUGAUUCCCAACCAAAUGUACUGCACUUGGGCAAUGGAUAUACACUCAGUGGCCAUCUAGUACUGGGUCGGACCCCCUUUUGCCUCCAGAAGAGCCUGAAUUCUUCGGGUCAUGGAUUCUACCAGGUGUUGCGUUCAAACGUUGCUCAAUUGGUAUGAAGGGACCUAACAUGUGCCAGGAACACAUUCCCCACACCAUUACAUUGUUAUUGUGUGUUAUAUAGUUUUUUUAUAUUUUACUUUAUGGUCUCAGGGCACUAUUGAAAAUGAGACCCUGAUCUCAAUUGGUCUCCCCUGAUUAAAUAAAAUGUAAUAAAAUAUAAAUAAAUAACACUACCGCCAUCAGCCUGUACCGUUGAGCACCAGGCAGGAUGGGGCCAUGGACUCACACUGCUUACGCCAAAUCCUGACUCUGCCAUCAGCAACAGGAACCAGGAUUCGUCGGACCAGGCAAUGUUUUUCCACUCCUCAAUUGUCCAGUGUUGGUGAUUGCGUGCCCACUGGAGCUGCUUCUUCUUGUUUUUAGCUGAUAAGUGUGGAACCCGGUGUGGUCAUCUGCUGCAAUAGCCAAUCUGUGACGAGGACCGACGAGUUUUGCGUUCCGAGAUGCCAUUCUGCACACCACUGUUGUACUGCGCCGUUAUUUACCUGUGUGUGGCCCACCUGUUAGCUUGUACGAUUCUUGCCAUUCUCCUUCGACCUCUCAUCAACAAACUGUUUUCGCCCACAGGACUGCCGCUAACUGGAUGUUUUUUGUUUGUCGCACCAUUCUCUGUAAACCCUAGACACUUGUGCGUGAAAAGCCCAGGAGGCCGGCCAUUUCUGAGAUACUUGAACCGGCGCGCCUGGCACAGAUGGGGUGCGUCACUUGAGUGGGUUGAGUUACUGACGUGAUCUUCCUGUCUGGGUUGGCGCCCCCCCCCUUGGUUUGUGCUGUGGUGGAGACCUCUGUGGGCUAUACUCGGCCUUGUCUCAGGAUUGUAAGUUGGUGGUUGAGGAUAUCCCUCUAGUGGUGCGGGGGCUGUGCUUUGGCAGAGUGGGUGGGGUUAUAUCCUUCCUGUUUGGCCCUGUCCGGGGGUUUCUUCGGAUGGGGCCACAGUGUCUCCGGACCGCUCCUGUCUCAGCCUCCAGUAUUUAUGCUGCAGUAGUUUAUGUGUCGGGGGGCUGGGGUUAGUUGGUUAUACCUGGAGUACUUCUCCUGUCUUAUCCAGUGUCCUGUGUGAAUUUAAGUAUGCUCUCUCUAAUUCUCUCGUUCUCUCUUUCUCUCUGAGAACCUGAGCCCUAGGACCAUACGUCAGGACUACCGGGCAUGAUGACACCUUGCUGUCCCCAGUCCGCCUGGCCUUGCUGCUAUUCCAGUUUCAACUGUUCUGCCUGCGGUUACGAAACCCCUACCUGUCCCAGACCUGCUGUUUUCAACUCUUAAUGAUCGGCUAUGAAAAGCCAACUGAGAGACCUGAGCCCUAGGACCAUACGUCGGGACUACCGGCCGUGGUGACUCCUUGCUGUCCCCAGUCCGCCUGGCCUUGCUGCUAUUCCAGUUUCAACUGUUCUGCCUGCGGUUAUGGAACCCCUACCUGUCCCAGACCUGCUGUUUUCAACUCUUAAUGAUCGGCUAUGAAAAGCCAACUGAGAUUUAUUCCUGAUUAUUAUUUGACCAUGCUUGUCACUUAUGAACAUUUUUGAACAUCUUGGCAUGGUUCUGUUAUAAUCUUCACCCGGCACAGCCAGAAGAGGACUGGCCACCCCUCAUAGCCUGGUUCCUCUCUAGGUUUCUUCCUAGGUUUUCGCCUUUCUAGGGAGUUUUUCCUAGCCACCGUGCUUCUACACCUGCAUUACUAGCUGUUUGGGGUUUUAGGCUGGGUUUCUGUACAGCACUUCGAGAUAUUAGCUGAUGUAAGAAGGGCUAUAUAAAAUAAAAUUGAUUGAUUGAUUGAUUGAUCAUACCACGCUCCAAGUCGCUUAGGUCACUCGUUUUGGCCAUUUUAACGUUCAAUCGAACGGUAACUGAAUGCCUCGAUGCCUGUCUGCCUGCUUUAUAUCGCAAGCUACGUGACUCACUGUCUGUAGUGAUGUACCUAAUAAACUGGUAAAGAGUUGUGCAGUUGGUAGAAUCUUAUUCAAAGUUAUUCACAGCUGGCUAGCUACAAAAGGUGCUUCCACCAAGUAUUAGCUGGUUGAAGAUGUACACAAUCAAGAUUAUUUGAAAGUUUUUUUGGAAACAAAUAUUUUACAUGUAAAAAAUGGAAUAGGUUUUAUUGAUCUGUAGGAUAAAAUCAUAAUCGUGGUAUCCAGAAACAACUUUUAAUGCCUAUCUCAUUGGUACAGGUGUAUAUUUUAAGGAAUUGGAUAGGUCUAAGUGAUAUGGUAGUAGCUCUCAUAGGCUGGGCCAUUUUGCUAACACCUAACCAGUGCUCUCAGGGGGCAGGGGCUAGGGGUUGUUUGCCUUUCAUUUUCAGACAUGAAACCAAAAGUGCAGUAAAAAGCACUUAAAAAUACACUUUCAGUACUGAAAGAGUCUUCUGAAAAGCAUGCAAUGGACAGUUAUUAUUUUUUUGCUCAUUUAAAAGGUUAUUUCAUGAAAUUGAGCAUGUGCUUAUCCUCAUCUCUACUCUUUAUUUGUGGCAGGUCGGAGACUGAACAUCACAGCAGAGCAUGAUUGUCGGAGGCUGCACUGCGCUCUCAGGGACCUCAGCUCCCUACUUCAGGCUGUCGGGAGGCUGGCUGGGUAUUUCAUUGGGGACGUUUUCGCCGCACGCUUCAACGAUGCGCUAGCGGUGGUGGAGAGGUUAGUGUGCCACACUGCUUCCUUCAGUCCAUGGUUGUGGUCACUUCCAUUUAAAUUUCAGUUUACUUCCUGAAUUGGCUUAAUUAAAAUGGAGUUGACCCCCUUGCUUCUGUCAAACAUCAGUGUUUACCUUCGUUUUGGUUCCUAGCGCCUAUCCCUUUGGUGGCCUCCAAUAUGUGAAGAAGAAAGAGAAAAGAGCUUUUGGCCAAAAUGAAAUUAUGCAUUUUCCUGAGUGACCACUUACACUUGAGAUUUUAUUAUUCCAAGUGAAUUAUUGAAAAGUGGCAAGACAAUUUUAUAAGUCUUGAUUUGGAAUUGACAAUGUAGUACUUCCUGAAUUGAAAUCAAAUUUACCCCAAUCCUGUCUUCUUGUAUUACAGGUGAGAAUUUUGAUAAGGAAAUAAAUAAUUCAGAUUGCAUCAUUGUUUAGUGUCUCUGCACUUGUGUUUAUAGAUUGGUGGAGGUCACAUGCUAUGGCUCUCAGAUCAGCCUGUAUGACUUGGAGACUGCCGUGCCAUCUGUGCUCAAGCCUGACCUCAUCGACGUGUGAGUGUCAACCGUUUACUGCCACUGUCUACAGUGCCUUCAGAAAGUAUUCACAUCCCUUGACUUUUCCACAUUUUGUUGUUACAGCCUGAAUUUAAAAUUGAUAAAAUUUAGAUUUUGUGUCACUGGCCUACACAUAAUACCCCAUCAUGUCAAAGUGGAAUUAUGUUUUUAGAUUUUUUUUUUUUAUUAAUUAAAAAUGAAAAGAUGAAAUGUCUUGAGUCAAUAAGUAUUUAACCCCUUUGUUAUGGCAAGCCUAAAUACUGCAAGUUCAGGACUACAAAUUUGCUUAACGAGUCACAUAAGAAGUUGCAUGUACUCACUCUGUGUGAAAUAAUAGUUUUUAACAUGAGUUGGAAUUACUACCUCAUCUCUGUACCCCACACAUACAAUUAUCUGUAAGGUCCCUCAGUCGAGCAGUGAAUUUCAAACACAGAUUCAACCACAAAGACCAGGGUGGUUUUCCAAUGCCUCGCAAAGAAGGACACCUAUUGGUAGAUGGGUAAAAAUAAAAUAAAAAGCAGACAUUGAAUAUCCCUUUGAGCAUGGUGAAGUUAUUAAUUACACUUUGGAUGGUGUAUCAAUACACCCAGUCACUACAAAGAUACAGGCGUCCUUCCUAACUCAGUUGCCGGAGAGGAAGGAAACCGCUCAGGGAUUUCACCAUGAGGCCAAUGGUGACUUUAAAACAGUAAUGACUGUGAUAGAAAAAACUGAGGAUGAUUCAACAACAUUGUAGUUACUCCACAAUAGAGUUAAAAGGAGGAAGCCUGUACAGAAUAGAAAUAUUCCAAAACAUGCAUCCGGUUUGUAAUAAGGCACUAAAGUAAAAUGGCAAAAAAUGUGGCAAAGAAAUUAACUUUGUCCUGAAUAGAAAGUGUUAUGUUUGGAGCAAAUAAACGGAAUAGAGGAAUACUUGGUUCAGUCUGCUUUCCAACAGACACUGGGAGACAAAUUCACCUUUCAAUAACCUAAAAUACAAGGCCAAAUAUACGCUGGAGUUGCUUACCAAGACGACAUUGAAUGUUCCUGAGUGGCUUAGCUACAGUUUUGACUUAAAUCGGCUUGAAAAUCUAUGGUAUGACUUGAAAAUGGCUGUCUAGCAAUGAUCAACAACCAACUUGACAGAGCUUGAAGAUUUUUUAAAGAAUAAUGUGCAAAUAUUGUACAAUCCAGGUGUGCAAAGCUCUUAGAGACUUACCCAGAAAGACUCACAGCUGUAAUCACUUCCAAAGGUGAUUCUAACAUGUAUUGACUCUGGUUUGAAUUCUUAUGUAAAUUAGAUAUUUCUGUAUUUAAUUUUCUAUAAAUUUGCCAACAUUUCAACAAAAUAAACUGUUUUCAAUUUGUCAUUAUGGGGUAUUGUGUGUAGAUGAAUGAGAAAAAAAUCUAAUUAAUCCAUUUUGAAUUCAGGCUCUUACACAACAAAAUGUGGAAUAAGUCAAGGGGUAUGAAUACUUUCUGAAGGCACUGUAGAUAUGUAGUGUAUUCGUCAGAAAUUGCUGUCUUUUACCCUUGUCUAUAGACGUAACUUCAGAAUUCACAUGUUUAUUAAACAAAAAUGUGUGAUAAGAAAAUAGUCAGAGAGCAUUUGAUUCUCUUGGCAAAUGUAACUGUAUUGUCACAGAUGUUAAUGUGUGUUUGUGUCCAGCCAUGCCCAGUCCUUGGCGGCGUUGCAGGCUUACUCCCACUGGCUGGCUCAAUUCUACAGUGAGGUUCAGAGGCAGAACCAGAGCCGCUUCAUCAGCCUCGUCACCUCCACCAUGGACGCCACCGCACCACUCAUCACUGCCAAGGUAACCAACCGUACACACACACACACACUCAGUAUGUGGUAGUAACAGUAUGUCUGUGUUAAAUCUUACCUAGUUGCUGAUGUUGUGCAAUUGGUAUCAUGACAUGACACCCAGUGUGUCCAUUUUUAUGCCGACCAACUGAGCUUGCAUGUUUGUGUUCUCAUUGGCCAAAAACUGGUUAUCAGAUCAUUUUAGCCAGUCAACUAAGAAUCUUUCCAAACUUUGGCAAUUCCUUGUGUUACCUAUUUAAUUGUGAAACUGUCUUUCUCUUCUAGGUACCCGAAAAGUUGCUGCUGUCGGCAUGCCAUCUCAUGGUGUCCAUGGCGACCACCGUGCGGCCUGUUUUCCUGGUCACGUUGCCCGCCGUGCAGAACAUCUUCAACCUCAUCACAGAGAGCCAGACUCGCAGGCUCCCCCAAGAGGUCAGAGUGCGCCAUUAUGGCUUCAAUGUUAUUUUGAGGCUUAGGUUCGAGAUUCAUUCCGACCGCAGGUUGUCGUCAAUGCCCGUCCUUAAUCUAUUUCCUGAUUAGAAAUGGACCACUUAAAAUAAUACAACUUUUCUCUCUCCGGAUUCUGGGGUGUAGUGCUUUAGGGCUUUAUCUAAUGUGCCAAUGUUGACAUGAUCAUGUAGUGGGCAGGGUGAGGGUGAUAUCCAAUGUGUGUGCGUGCAUGUAUGCAUAAUGUGUCUCAUGGAAUGUCUAUACUCCCCACCUAUAGUCGCACCUGCUUGAGUGUGUAUGGUUAUGCGUGGAGGGAUCUGUCUAAUGUGUGUGUGUCUCCACUCCUCCAGGCCCACAUGCUCGUGUGCAGGGCUCUGUCCAACAUGCUGCUGCUGCCUUGGUCUAACCUGCCAGAGAGCGAGCAGCAGUGGCAAACCCGCUCCAGUAGCCACGGCAGCCUGCUGGCUGCCCUCACCCGCCACUACCGCCUACUGAGGGACACUGCCAACCAGCCACCACGCCGCCUUGGCCUGGAAGACAGUCAGUUGGGCUUCAUGCCAUUUAUCAUCCAAACGUCUCCUGUAGUUUUGAUAUUGCUACAGUCCUGUUUCAGCUGGUAUUUCAGCUGGUAUUUACUAAGAAAUAAUGUGGGGGGAAAGAUAUGAUGACAAUGGGUACUUUUUAGUACUUAUUUCUAGGCUUGGGCGGUAUACCGGGGUAUUUUGAAGUACCAACGUAUGAUUUUCAAUACUGCCAAAAGCCUUUUUAUUUUUUUAUUAUAUUGAGCAUGCUUAUAAAGACCACAUGGCGCAAACAUGACGUGACGAUCCACUCUUGAGCAGCACAAGCGAGGUGAUCAAGUUACACUACUGAUGUUUGCCAGCUACAUAUCUUAUAACUAUACGUUAACUAUCUAAGAUGUGCCAAAUACAUUUGCUCCAGCUCAGGGCUCCAGCUAUGCAUUUUGUUUGCUAACUUGCUAGCUAUAAGUGGCUAGCUUUCAAGAUUAAGCUUUUUGGUUACAGCAGAGACAAUCAAUUCCCUCCUGGAUCAAGUGUGAGUAGCCUUUUUGAGAUAGUUGUAUGACUUUAUUAGCUGGGUUGUCUGUCCUGCAUUUAGUUUAUGUUCGCUUGCGCUUAUUAGCAUUUAGCUAGUGUCCCAUAUGGGAAUUUGCUAGUACUUUGUUAGCUAAAAGCAAUAAAUAAUAAUGUUUGGAAAGAAAUUGCGUCCCUUGUGGGCACUGCCGGUAAUAGCGCAUACCCCAAUAUGGUACAUGAACGGUAUGGAAAUUCGAAUACCGCCCAAACCUACCUAUUUGAACUCAAUUGGUAACUGCUUGGUACCAAAUGGUGUACAGUGCCUUCGGGAAGUAUUCAGACCCCUUUACUUUUUCCACAUUUUGUUACGUUACAACCUGAUAAAAAAUAUAUAUAUUCUCAUCAAUCUACACACAAUACCCCAUAAUGACAAAGCAAAAACAUAUUUUUAGAAAUGUUUGUACAAAAAAACUGUAAUAUACAUUUACAUAAGUAUUCAGACCCUUUACUCAGUACUUUGUUGAAGCACCUUUGAUUUCGAUUACAGCCUCAAGUCUUAUUGGGUAUGACGCUACAAGCUUGGCACACUUGUAUUUGGGGAGUGUCAGGUUGGAUGGGGAGCGUAGCUGCACAGCUAUUUUCAGGUCUCUCCAGAGAUGUUCGAUCGGGUUCAAGUCCAGGCUCUGGCUAGUCAAGGACAUUCAGAGACUUGUUCCAAAGCCACUUCUGCGUUGUUUUGGCUGUGUGCUUAGGGUCGUAAUCUCCCAGUCCCUGCCACUGAAAAACAUACCCACAGCAUGAUGCUGCCACCACCAUGCUUCACCGUAGGGAUGGUGCCAGGUUUCCUCCAGACGUGACGGUUGGCGUUCAGGCCAAAGAGUUCAAUCUUGGUUUCAUCAGACCAGAGAAUCUUGUUUCUCAUGAUCUGAAAGUCCGUUAGGUGCCUUUUGGUAAACUCUAAGCGGGCUGUCAUGUGCCUUUUACUGAGAAGUGGCUUCCAUCUGGCCACUCUAUUAUAAAGUCCUGAUUGGUGGAGUGCUGCAGAGAUGGUUGUCAUUCUGGAAGGUUCUCCCAUCUCCACAGAGGAACUGGAGCUCUGUCAGAGUGACCAUCAGGUUCUUGGUCACCUCCCUGACCAAGGCCCUUCUUCCCCGAUUGCUCAGUUUGGCCGGGCGGCCAGCUCUAGGAAGAGUCUUGGUGGCAACUGUGUUCUUGGGGACCUUCAAUGCUGCAGAAAUGUUUUGGUACCCUUCCCCAGAGCUGUGCCUCGACACAAUCCUGUCUCGGAGCUCGGAGAAUUUACCACAGGUGGACUCCAACCAAGUUGUAGAAACAUCUCAUGGAUGAUCAGUGGAAACAGGAUGCACCUUAGCUCAAUUUAGAGUCUCAUAGCAAAGGGUCUGAAUACUUAUGAAAAUAAGGUAUUUCUUUUUUAAAAUUUGUAAUACAUUUGCAAAAAUUUCUAAACCUGUUUUUGCGUUGUCAUUAUGGGGUAUUGUGUGUAGAUUGAUAAGAAUGUUUCAUUUUAUCCAUUUUAGAAUUAGGCUGUAACAAAAUGUGGAAAAAGUCGAGGUGUCUGAAUACUUUACCAAUGCACUGUGUGUGUGUGUAUAUAUGUAAUAAUAAUAAUUCCAUGCAUAAAUAGUGGUGAGACGAUUACACGCUGAAGUUUAAUGCACUGAUUGUAAGAACGGGACACUAGAGACAUUAUACUUUUGGCCUUAUAGCAUAAACCCACACCUCUUUCUCUCUCUCUUUCUUAGCGAAAGCAGUGCUGCACCAGACGUUGCCUGUGUUAAGGGACAUUGUGGACAGCAUCUCCGGGGAAUCCACCAAAUCCCGACAGAUCUGCUACCAGAGUCUCCAGGAGUCCGUGCAAGUUUCCUUGGGCCUCUUUCCUGUCUUCAUCCAGCAGCUAGGUCAGAAGAAAAAACACAAUGUUACAACACAAUAGUUUCAGUCAUAAUAGAGAGCUGACGUGUUGUAAUUUUACGAUUACCCAUUCACUGAUUUUACCUCCAUUAAAUGAAAAUCUAAAAUCCAUCACCACAGUACAUUUCAAGUAAUUUUACCAUGUAACGUUAUACGUAUGAUAUGCCUGAGCAAGGUCACUGUAUGUGACAAAACCGUUGCACUUAACAAAAUGUUUAUUUGCAAGUACACACAGUGUGACUGUCCUUUCAGCCAUUCUAACAAUGUAACAUUUCACAGGAAAUGUUGCCUGUGCCAUUUUCAAUGACAUUCACCUUUUAUGAAUGAUAUUUAAAGCUUACUACAAGCUUUAUGCAUAUGCAAGAUUUGGAGUGUUGCAAUGUCAGUUGUCGUCACUAAAGGGACGGCUCCUUGUAAUACGCUCUGGCGUUCAACAUACUUUUUUACUACCUGAAAAUUGAGACGCUGUAUCAUUCCUUCUGCUGCCAUGGGGGCAGUGUUGUCACUUGUUUCCUUCAUCUGAUAUAUAGGCUAUUCAUCAAAAUAGCCUAUUUUGCAUUGAUAACCAAAUAAUCUAAUCUCAACAGCUGUUCAAACAGUUAACCAAAAGGUUGGAUAUUGUGAAAUGGUAGAACCUGCUGUAGCCAACUAGCUAGCCAUGUGCUUUUUUACUUUGUGACCAAAACAUGAUGAUGUUCUAUGUUUAGCUGAUAUGGAAAUUAAUACGCAAGCGGCAUAUCAAAGUCGGAUAAUGUUUUAGGUUACACCGGCAAGUAUAAGAAUAUUUGCCAGGGCAUAUUUUUUCAUUAUGAAUCUGAUUAUUGCGCAUGGAGAUGUGGGAAGCUAAAAAAGCUAGCUAGCAUGCUAUGUUUUUAUCCAGGCUAAACCAGCUAGCCGGGCUGCCAGCUAGCUACUACUAGUAAGGGAAGGCGACUCUUUAUUGCUUACACAAAAUGAAAAGACAAAAUAAAAAUAAAUGUUUAUAUCGCCCCCUUGUGAAUGGGAGUGGGACGGCGAGGAUGUCAUGUUACCAAAAGGUGUCCGCUACUCCACAAAUCCCACUCCACCCACAUGCACGCACAGUAGAUCAACGGAGUGAAGCUUGUAGUCACCUUAAAAAGGACCGUUUGCAGAUUUCAUUUUCUCUAUCACUUAAAAUGUAAUUUUCACUCAAAACAUUCUGAUCAUUGAUUUGAUAUAAUGCCAAAGCUGAGUUAUUCUUUCUGACAUUCUCUGUCUUUCCCGCUGUCACUCCCUCUCUCCUCAAGAUGUGACGGAUGAGAUGCUGAGCUUCUUCCUCACACUGUUUCAAGGCCUGCGUGUUCAGAUGGGCGUGCCCUUCACCGGACAAAUUAUACACACCUUCCUCAGCAUGUUCACCAGGUAGGACACACACACACACACACACACACACACACGCUUAGACACAAAUAUAGUGACCAUUUUAAAGCUACAAUCUGGGAUUCGGAAAACAACAAAACAGCUGCCCCGCCACAUGUUUUGAUAUACAGCUGAGGGAUGAGGCUAGGGAAAUGUAACCCCUCUCAAAUUAAUAGACUGCGCUGUAGACGGAAAGACUGGCCGUCCUCAACAUCCCCGUGAUAGUUUUAAACAUUUAGAAGCUAUAAAUUGUUUGUUACGUUCUUGUGUGUGCUCCUCAGGGAGCAGCUGGCAGCCAGUAUCUUGCAGGAAGGCAGCGCAGGCUGCCGAGUGGUGGAGAAGUUCCUAAAGAUUCUCCAGGUGGUGGUUCAGGAGCCCGGCCAGGCCUUCAAACCCUUCCUACCCAGCGUACUCUCUCUCUGCAUGGAGCAGGUCUACCCUAUUGUGGCUGAGGUGAGAGUGCACUCUCAUUCAUACGACAUGUUUGUACACACUGAAUAAAAAAUUAUAAUACAUACACUGUGUGUAUGUGUGGUAUAUCGAUCGAUGGGGUUGGGCACUGGGUCAGCAAAAAAUGAAUUUCUGACCAACAAUGGAUAAUAAAGGUCUACUGUGAUUUCUUUGUCUGUCCCACAGCGUUCCUCUCCAGACGUUAAGGCAGAGAUGUUUGAGCUGCUAUACCAGGUGCUUCACCAUAACUGGAGGUACUUCUUCAAGACCUCUGUCCUAGCCAGUGUGCAGAGGGGAUCGCCUGAGGAGGCCAUGGAGAACGAGGCCCAGUUUAGUGCUGCCAUGCAGGUGUGUGUGUGUGUGUGUGGGGGGGGGUGGGGGGUGCUGGAUACCAUGUUUAGCUAGCUCGUCUGGGCUUGUUGAUGUUAGCUAGCACAUGGACAAGUACUGCAGUAGUCAGACAUGACACAAAUUACCACCAUAGCUGGAUCCUUCAUUCAUUUUUGCACUACACAAUAAAGUUUUAUGAGAACAGUCAGCCCUCGAAUGCUAGCUACCUAACAUUAGCAAGCAAAUCAGAGUUGAAACAAGCUAGCUAGCAGGAUUUUUUGUUGGCCAGGUUGUAUUGAACGUCAUAUCAAACCUGUUGUCUGGUUUGUUUGGUUAGUUAGCUAGCUAAUAGCCAUUGCCAUGGCAAGCAAGGUAGGAAUUAAGCUAGCUAGCUUGCCUGUUAUGCUAGCGAUGAUGCUAACUGUUUAGCUAGCUAACAUUAGCAAGCUAAAUACAUGGUUCUGAGUCUGGCUGGCACUGGCAUGAGUAUGGGGUAACGUUAGUUACAGCAUCGUGAGGGCGAAUUAAAUUCUUCAUUAGUGAAGCCAGCUGUACAGUCAGAUAUUGGCUACCUAGCAACAUGACAUCAUUUCUAAUUUCUUGAGGCAGUGGAAAUGCAAUUCGAGCUAGCCCACCAAGGCCAGCCCAACCCGGGUUGACUUCAAAGUGCCAAUGGAAACUGAGCUUUUAGUGAAUUUGUCAAUACAUUUCCAAAAAUGUCUAAACGAAACUGCAACGGCAAGUUAAUAAUAGCCUUUCUAUAUUUACCUCGUACACUAUAUAAUUGGCUUAUAGCACCCUUCUAAUCAUUAAGCAAUGUGCAGAAAAUUCCACCUCCUAGCCUUUACGUUGUAGCGCUAUCCAAGUCAAUAUUCAAAUGUAAGUUGUAGUCACAAUCCAGCAUGUUACUGCCAUUUGUACAAUGUUCUGUUGAAAAAAAAAAACGGUCAAAAUAUAAAUAAAUACUCUAAUACUAUAUUGCUUAUACAGGGUUGUGGUCAAUUUGAAUUGAAGUCAGUCAAUUCAGGAAGUAAACUCAAAUUCAAUGACUUCUCAAUAACCUGAAAAGUAGAAGCUAUUUAUUUCAAAUGUUUUCAAUUCGAAUUGACCCCAACCAACCCUGGAUUAUAACUAUCCAGUUAUUUCAGUGUCUAGGGGGAAUGGGUUAUGGGUUGUUUUUGGACAGGGCUGUAGAAUUCCCUGACAUGGGCUCAAAUCUGUUUCUCCAGGCUUUUGGGCAGUCUUUCCUGCAGCCGGACAUCCACAUCUUCAAGCAGAACCUCUCUUACCUGGAGUCCCUCAACAGCAAGCACAAGCUCUACCACAGAGUGAGUUCAGCUUUUAUCUGCCAUACCAUUUGCUCCAAAAGUGCAAUUUAUUGUUGCUCCAAAAUGACCCUUUGUCUCUUCUUUGUGACACUUUAUUUGAAUGGUCCGUCUUAAUAACCUCACCUCAAAUGUUUGUCAUCAUGAAAAUAUUUAUAUCUAAUUCUAAACUAUAUACACAAAACUAUGUGGACAUCCCUUCAAAUUAGUGGAUUCGGCUAUUUCAGCCACACUCGUUACUGACAGGUGUAAAAUCGAGCACACAGCCAUGCAAUCUCAAUAGUCAAACAUUGGCAGUAGAAUGGCCAUACUGAAGAGCUCAGUGACUUUCAAUGUGACACUGUCAUAGAAUGUCACCUUUCCAACAAGUCAGUCACAUUUCUGCCCUGCUAGAGCUGCCCCGGUCAACUGUAAGUGCUGUUAUUGUGAAGUGGAAACGCCUAGGAGCAACAACGGCUCAACCGCGAAGUGGUAGGCCACAUAAGCUCACAGAACGGGACCACCGAGUGCUGAAGUGCACAGAACAGGACCACUGAGUGCUGAAACUGCCUCUGGAAGCAACGUCAGCACAAGAACUGUUGGUCGGGAGCUUCAUGACAUGGGUUUCCAUGGCCGAGCAGCCGUACCCAAGCCUAAGAUCACCAUGCAAAGCCAAGUGUCGGUUGGAGUGGUGUAAAGCUCACCUCCAUUGGACUCUGGAGCAGUGGAAACGCGUUCUCUGGAGUGAUGAAUCACGCUUCACCAUCUGGCAGUCAGACGGACAAAUCUGGGUUUGGCGGAUGCCAGGAGAACGCUACCUGCCCCAAUGCAUAGUGCCAACUGUAAAGUUUGGUGGAGGAGGAAUAAUGGUCUGGGGCUGUUUUUCAUGGUUUGGGCUAGGCCCCUUAGUUCCAGUGAAGGGAAAUCUUAACGCUACAGCAUACAAUGACAUUCUAGACGAUUCUGUGCUUCCAACUUUGUGGCAACAGUUUGGGGAAGGCCCUUUCCUGUUCAGCAGGACAAUGACAAUUCACAAUGCGGGGUCCAUACAGAAAUAGUUUGUCGAGAUUGGUGUGGAAGAACUUAACUGGCCUGCACAGAGCCCUGACCUCAACCCCAUUGAAAACCUUUGGAUGAAUUGGAACGCCGACUGCGAGCCAGGCCUAAUUGCCCAACAUCAGUGCCCGACCUCACUAAUGCUCUUGUGGCUGAAUGGAAGCAAGUCCCCGCAGCGAUGUUCCACCAUCUAGUGGAAAGCCUUCCCAGAAGAGUGGAGGCUGUUAUAGCAGCAAAGGGGGGACCAACUCCAUAUUAAUGCCCAUGAUUUUGGAAUGAGAUGUUCGACGAGCAGGUGUCCACAUACUUUUGGUCAUGUAGUGUAUUUCUAUGAUUGUCAUAAAUAUAAAUACAAUAUAAAUAUGAACUUGACAUUACAUGUCAUGAUGGUUUAUGCUAUUAUUAUCAUACUAAUUAGGACACAGUCAAUAUAGCGCAUGAUAGCAUCACUAAAUACUGAGAGAACUAUGAAGUUCAAUAUAUUUGUCCAUCACUUCACUUUUGCAUCUCAAAAAGGUAAAUUAAGGGGAUGCUUAUAUUUGUCGUGUUUUACACAUGUACAAGUGUGUAACCUGUAAAAGUGUGUGUUGAUAAAUGGAAAUGUGUUUUUUGCAUUUCCCACUCCCCUGAGACACCCUCGGAGAGCGGUGUCACGGCCAGGGAUCAGCCAUUAUUGACGACGAUCCCCAACCCAAUUAGGGUUGUGCAGAUCGACAGAUUUUUCACCUAGUCGGCUCAGGGAUUUGAACUAGCAACCUUUCGGUUACUGGCCCAACGCUCUAACUGCUAGGCUACCUGCCGCCCAGUCUUGAAUUCAUAAAUGCAUGUAUUUUAUAUUUUUUUCUGUUGAUAGACUGGUUGCAGUUUGCAGACAGCUCUCCUUCCUACAUAAGUUUCAAACAUAGCAUGAUUAUAAGUGCAUUUAAUGAAUUAUUAUUGUCUGUAAAAUAUUGUGACUGAUUUGUGGUCAACAAAUAGCCAAGUAUAUCCAGUUUUUUAAUUAUCUCCUAGACUACUCUUUUACCUUACCUUUUGUUUUAUAUACAGUGGGGAGAACAAGUAUUUGAUACACUGCUAAUUUUGCAGGUUUUCCUACUUACAAAGCAUGUAGAGGUCUGUAAUUUUUAUCAUAGGUACACUUCAACUGUGAGAGACGGAAUCUAAAACAAAAAUCCAGAAAAUCACAUUGUAUGAUUUUUAAGUAAUUAAUUUGCAUUUUAUUGCAUGACAUAAGUAUUUGAUCACCUACCAACCAGUAAGAAUUCCGGCUCUCACAGACAUGUUAGUUUUUCUUUAAGAAGCCCUCCUGUUCUCCACUCAUUACCUGUAUUAACUGCACCUGUUUGAACUCGUUACCUGUAUAAAAGACACCUGUCCACACACUCAAUCAAACAGACUCCAACCUCUCCACAAUGGCCAAGACCAGAGAGCUGUGUAAGGACAUCAGGGAUAAAAUUGUAGACCUGCACAAGGCUGGGAUGGGCUACAGGACAAUAGGCAACAGCUUGGUGAGAAGGCAACAACUGUUGGCGCAAUUAUUAGAAAAUUGAAGAAGUUCAAGAUGACGGUCAAUCACCCUCGGUCUGGGGCUCCAUGCAAGAUCUCACCUCGUGGGGCAUCAAUGAUCAUGAGGAAGGUGAGGGAUCAGCCCAGAACUACAUGGCAGGACCUGGUCAAUGACCUGAAGAGAGCUGGGACCACAGUCUCAAAGAAAACCAUUAGUAACACACUACGCCGUCAUGGAUUAAAAUCCUGCAGCGCACGCAAGGUCCCCCUGCUCAAGCCAGCGCAUGUCCAGGCCCGUCUGAAGUUUGCCAAUGACCAUGUGGAUGAUCCAGAGGAGGAAUGGGAGAAGGUCAUGUGGUCUGAUGAGACAAAAAUAGAGCUUUUUGGUCUAAACUCCACUCGCCGUGUUUGGAGGAAGAAGAAGGAUGAGUACAAACCCCAAAACACCAUCCCAACCGUGAAGCAUGGAGGUGGAAACAUCAUUCUUUGGGGAUGCUUUUCUGCAAAGGGGACAGGACGACUGCACCGAAUUGAGGGGAGGAUGGAUGGGGCCAUGUAUCGCAAGAUCUUGGCCAACAACCUCCUUCCCUCAGUAAGAGCAUUGAAGAUGGGUCAUGGCUGGGUCUUCCAGCAUGACAACGACCCGAAACACACAGCCAGGGCAACUAAGGAGUGGCUCCGUAAGAAGCAUCUCAAGGUCCUGGAGUGGCCUAGCCAGUCUCCAGACCUGAACCCAAUAGAAAAUCUUUGGAGGGAGCUGAAAGUCCGUAUUGCCCAGCGACAGCCCCGAAACCUGAAGGAUCUGGAGAAGGUCUGUAUGGAGGAGUGGGCCAAAAUCCCUGCUGCAGUGUGUGCAAACCUGUUCAAGACCUACAGGAAACGUAUGAUCUCUGUAAUUGCAAACAAAUGUUUCUGUACCAAAUAUUAAGUUCUGCUUUUCUGAUGUAUCAAAUACUUAUGUCAUGCAAUAAAAUGCAAAUUAAUUACUUAAAAAUCAUACAAUGUGAUUUUCUGGAUUCCGUCUCUCACAGUUGAAGUGUACCUAUGAUAAAAAUUACAGACCUCUACAUGCUUCGUAAGUAGGAAAACCUGCAAAAUCAGCAGUGUAUCAAAUACUUGUUCUCCCCACUGUAUAUAUAUAUAUAUACUACCGUUCAAAUGUUUGGGGUCACUUAGAAAUGUCCUUGUUUUCGAAAGAAAAUCAAUUUUUUUGUCCAUUAAAAUAACAUCAAAUUAAUCAGAAAUACAGUGUAGACAUUGUUAAUGUUGUAAAUGGCUAUUGUAGCUGGAAACAGCUGAUUUGUUAUGGAAUAUCUACAUAGGCGUGCAGAGGCCCGUUAUCAGCAACCAUCAGUCCUGUGUUCCAAUGGCAAAUUGUGUUUGCUAAUCCAAGUUUAUCAUUUUAAAAGGCUAAGAAAAAGCCAUAUCUCAGACUGGCCAAUAAAAAGAAAAUAUUAAGAUGGGCUGUCUGAGAUAUGGCUUUUUCUUGCAACUCAGCAUCCCGGAGUCGCCUCUUCACUGUUGACGUUGAGACUGGUGUUUUGCAGGUACUAUUUAAUGAAGCUGCCAGUUGAGGACCUGUGAUUUAGAGGUUAUUUUAUUAUUUUCUUGAAGGUGAAUUAACUUUUUGCCUGAGAAGUGUGAGUUGAUAAAGAGUUACAUUCAGUGAUGGCUCAGUGAUGGCCAUUGUGCACAAUAAAGAUGCGUGGAAUUGAAUCAUUAAUUUGGGGACAAUAAAGAUGAAUGGAAUUAAACGGAAUGAUUCUAACAUUGGUGUUUGGCCACACUGUUCUUUCUGUCUGUGUCUAUUCCAGAAGCUGUUCCGGACCUCCAUGCUAUUUCACUUCAUCAACGUGCUCCUACAGGUGCUCCUCCACAAAAGUCACGACCUGCUCCAAGAGGAGAUGGGCCUGGCAGUGUACAACAUGGCCUCCGUGGACUUUGAUGCCUUCUACUCCGCCUUCAUGCCCGAGUUCCUCAACGGCUGCCAGGGCGUGGAUGCCAACCAGCGGGCGGUGCUCGGCCGCAACUUUAAACUGGAGCGGGUGAGACCUAAUGGGAAUGGGUUUAUAGAGUGGGUUAUGGCCGCGGCAGUGGGAGUCUGGGUUAAGGUAGGGUAUACUGUGUUUCGUAGUAAAAGAGGUGGUGUUGGUGGUAAAAGAGGUGGUGGUGGAGUAUUAGCCCAAUGUGAUAUGGUUAUGUGCUCUUGGAAUUAUCAGAAACUCUGGACUAAGAAAUACGAGUGGAAAACUGUGGUAGCAUCGUUGUAUCUCAGAUUUUCCCGUUUGAACUGGAUGCUUACAGAAUGACAGGAUAUAAUUUUUUAAUUUCUGUUUUGAUUUCUUUGUAACCAGUGUCUCUCUCUCUCUCUCUCCCUCUCUCUCUCCUCUCUCUCUUUCCUCUCUCCCUCUCUCUCUCUCUCCUCUCUCUCUCUUUCCUCUCUCCUCUCUCCCCUCUCUCUCUCUCUCUCCUCUCUCCUUCUCUCUCCUCUCUCCUUCUCUCUCUCUCUCUCUCUCUCCUUCUCUCUCUCUCUCUAGGACUUGCCCUCCUUCACUCAGAGUGUGCACAGACUGGUAAACGACCUGCGUUAUUACAGAUUGUGUAACAGCAGCCUUCCCACUGGCACUGUCAAGCUAUAG
Molecule: messenger RNA, 55783 nt
Organism: Coregonus sp. 'balchen'
Lineage: Eukaryota; Metazoa; Chordata; Actinopteri; Salmoniformes; Salmonidae
Source: the annotation of a GenBank genome assembly